Pelobates cultripes (western spadefoot toad) is the source of this 65857-nucleotide messenger RNA. The record is from the annotation of a GenBank genome assembly. NCBI's taxonomy places the organism in Eukaryota, Metazoa, Chordata, Amphibia, Anura, Pelobatidae.
UCUCCAGUCAGUGGCUGAGCAGGCAGCACCAUCACUCCAUCUUGUGCCUCCCUUCCUCCUCCUGGGCCUCUCCUGCCCUCUCCUAGCAGUCUCCUCCUCCAUAUCCUUGCCUUGCUGUCUCCUGCUGACGUGUCUGCCUCUCUCUGCUCAUGCUCUCUCUCCCCUCCAUCCCCAGGACUCUGCCACCCUGCUGACAUGGCUGCAGCCAGACCCCACAUCUACCUGCUGCUCCUGUUGGCAGCACACAUGGCCCCUGGCAGCCUGACCCUGGACAGGAGGUUCUCGGAAUUGAAGCGGUGUGCUGACCCUGAGUGUAGCAGUGAGUUCUGAGUGAGGAGGGGUCUGGGGGUCUGAGAGGGGGGGGAGUAUACUCAGCCCCCCACCCCCAGCCCAACUCUGUUUACUUAUUACUUUUCCUUUCCAUUUAUUGCAGUGUUGCCCUUGCACCCCUAUCAGUGAUCCUGUGCAUGCACUUACUCUAGUGAUUGGUGUUUACACUCUGCUCUGUGCACUGAUUGCACGUUAUACAAUGUAUCCUGCACUUUAUAGAGCUGUGCAUACAGUGUUUAGUUCUCUAUAAUCCAUUAGGAUAUGGAAAUAAACACCAGUCUGCACACUAUGUGCUUGCAGAAUGUGUUGUAAUGCCUUCUGGAGUGUGUGUGUGUGUGUGUUUGGAUUUCAUUAAUGAGAGUAUUUGCAUUCACAGGGAAAUCUCCUAGAGGAGGUCAGAUGGGAUACUUUCUUUCUUUGUGUGGUAGGAGAGCAGUGAUGAGGGUGGGGGUUGCUAAAUAUGGUGAAUAGGGUACCUCAGGCACUGUUUAAUUACACCCACUCUCGUUCCUCUUACUAAAUGAAGUUGUCCUUGCUUGCCCUAAGGGAUAGGACACGCUCCAGCUUUCUAUUAAUACCUUUUGCUCAAUGACUGGCUAAGGGUGAUAGGGGUCUUAAUGCAACCACAACUAGAAAGGUGGAAGUUGAUCAUUAAUGCUCCAUGUUUAUACCCAGAAUAUUUUGUUUGUUUGUUUCAAACUGGACAAUUUUUCACUCCUGCCUGUUUUUGCCUAUUGUUACAAUACACUGUUUGUAUAAUAAACCGCUAUAUAUCUGGAUUUUUCAUGGCUGUACUUCUCAACCCUAGGGUUAGGACCUUAAAAUGGGUCCCCAUUGGUUUGAUUAGGUACCUAGCAACUGGUCAAAGUAGGUUUACUGUAUUAGUGACAUUGCUUUCCCUAGUUUAGUUUAAUAGCAAAAACUUCUAUUUAUAACCAUGGUUUUAACAGGACUAUGACUUUAUAAUUACUAAUAAAGAAUUCUAGCAAAUGUAUACGUAAAAGCUACUCUUCUAUAUAUAAUUUUGCAUUGUGGUUAAAGACUAAACGUGGAGGUUUAGAGAGACCUUCCAUACAGCCUUCCUGCCUCCUAACAAUGUGGUACAAUCCUUUAACUCCGGGUUCUCCAAAUCUCUCCCUCCAGACGUUGCUGAACUACAACACCCAUGAUUCUUUGAAUUAAAUAGAUAGCCAGAGAAUCAUGGUAUUGGUAGUUCAGCAACAUCUAGAGGGCCCGUGUUUGAAGACCCUGCUUCAAACUUAUAGGAUUUACAGUUGUGUAAUUUAAGGACAGGGCAGCUGCACUCAUAUUUAAUAUGAAAUGUUAGUAUUAGGGGCACGUGAGGAAUAAAAGGUUGAUACCAGGUGAAUGUAGCUACAAAAAAAAAAAAUCUGUUAGUUGUUUUUGGUUGAACAAAAAGACUAUGGCUGACUAUGCUUGAUACAAGUUGAAGCUGAAUUGCGGUCAUAGAGAUGAACUCUUUCUGUUUGCAUAUCUUUUUUAAUCUAUGCAUGCACCUCUAUCUGGAGAGUUUAGGUUUGACAUGACCAAAACAUAGAUGCUUAGCUGUUGUAAAACUAUAACAGCUGGUUCAAUUCAGUUUAGCCAUCACUGGUUUAAAUGACUUUUUAAUUUCAAUGUGAAACUAUUGUCAAAUCAUGUCUGUUAAGUAAGAUAGAAAAUCUGUUUUUUUUCUGGCAUUUUGGUUUAUGUAUUCUUUUGUAAACCAUGUUUAAGCUGUUAAUUUGUAUGCAUUUCUGUGUUGUUCGACAGUGCUGAUGGUCCGAGGUAAAGCCCUAAAAGAUUUCACAGGUCCAGACUGCCGAUUUGUGAAUUUUAAAAAGGACGAGUCAGUAUAUGUCUACUACAAAUUAAAUGGAAGAUCAACAGAUCUUUGGGCAGGAUCGGUAAGUUUUACAUAAUAAACAGAUUGAAAACAUGAUAUUCAUUUACAUUAUAUUUUACAAUUCAUUCCCAUUUUGUUGGCAUUAUAGUGUUGCCUUGGAAACAUGGACACACAUAGAUUGCUGCUGUAAAGGAUCAAUUUGUCUUGUGGAAAUAAUAGUACAAAGAUAGCGUGAGGUUAUCCACUGAAUGAGGUUUAUCAUUCAUUCAAAAGAUGUUAUUUUUAAAUAUGUAGAACAUCCUACCAAAAAGUUGCUCAACAACAUUUUGAAUCCUAAAAUAAUAUUUACAUUAUUUGUUAGUAAUGAUUCCAAGUGUCUUAUUAAAUCAGAACUGUCCUUAUAUUUAAUGUAUUUUGUAAUGCAAUAAAACCUUAUAGGUUGUUUAAAACUAAAUGCUUCAAAAUUUGGUUGCAUUAAAUAUUUUCUCCUGCCUUUGAACUACCUGUCCAACUGUUUGGCGCAUAACCUGGCAAAUUAUUAAUUUGUUUCAAACGUUUACGAUGCAUAGAGAAACAUUUUUUUAUGCCUUACAUUUAAAUAGUCCCUAUUUGAAACAAAUAUAUUCUAUUUCCUGUUACACAUCAUAUUAAAUCCUUGCUGUCUAUUCUGCCUUUUCUCAUUGAUCUCUUUAUCUUUCCCAUCUUCCUCACUGAUGUUUCAAAUAUUUUACAUUGUUUUACUGAUUUGGAGCAAAAAAGGAAAAAGCAUUGCAUUCCACAAAACUAAACGUGAUUAUACAAGUUAACUUUGCUAUAAUAUAAGGAACCAUAUUAUUCACGUGUAAGAAUAGGUUGGUUUACAUUUUCUCCUUGUGGGAUUUUUUUUGGCAGAUGGUUAAAAAUGCUAAUACAAAUAAUAAGCAAACACUGGGUCUUUUCUAAGAAUUCCUGCAUAAGAGGAAAGGUGCAAAGCUUUUCUAAUAUUGAUAUCUUCCUGUAAUUGAUUAGAAAUUGUAAUCUUAUAUAAAAGGUAUUGUCCAAACAUCAUAUAACAUCCCCCUUUUAUAUGUUAUAUUUUGUGUCCCUCUGUUUAACUAACUUAUAGACCUCUCCUCUGUAUACAUAGCCCCAUCUUUUCACUAUGAUCUCCCUAUCUUUAAAUCUUAAUUUUUAUGCCUCUCUCUAACAGUCCUCUCGUAAUUCUGAUCAAUUUGUCAGCAACAUUAAGCAAUCAUUGAAUAUCUUUCAUGCUACAUUGCUACAGAUUGUGGCAAGUACAGCUGAACAGUUGGCCAGUGCAUCAAAAAUAUAUAAUAAAGUACAGCCAAUUCUGCGAUACUUUAUUAUACUUUAUACCUGCAGUGUUUGAAUUGCACUAAAAACUAAAUAAAUUACUGAAAAUUAGUUUAUUGGAUUUCCUUUUCGACAUGGCUACUGUUUAUAUACAAACCCAAUAGUUUUAAAUUAAAUGUAUCUCUGGACUGUGCAAGUAUGGCUCUUUUUGUAAGGUGUUUAUUUACUUAUUUGUGUAUUUUGAUUAUUUACAUAUAUGGAAAGUUAUAUGUAAAGGCUCAACCUAGGGCACAUAGUUAAUCAAUAAUCCCAUGAUGCCGUGGUAGCAUAAAGCAUAAAUACAUGUUUGUGCUUUUGUUUAUAGGAAGAUGUCUGAGUGCCGAUUGGUGGCUGUGUAAUACUUAACUCCACAGCGCAUUGAAACCUUGUACAUCAAGCAUGUCAAACUCAAAGGCUAACAUGGGCCAAAUAAACAAGGUUUAAGUUUAUGUGGGCCGCAAAAAAUAAAAAAUAAAAAAGAAGUGUUUGACCUCGACCAGUAAUGACUAACCUUGACACUAUAAAUUGUUUCUGGACUACAUUUCCCAUGAUGCUCAGCUAGCUUUUAGACUCUAAAAGCUAGCUGAGCAUCAUGGGAAAUGUAGUCCAGAAACAAUUUAUGGUGUCACGGUUAACCAUCACUGACCUAGACCAACACAAACUAAAAUUACUUGCUGUAGCGGAAUGGAAAACCCAAAUAUACUUUUAUUUCCUUUGUUCGGCUGUCUGUAUACCCCUGUUUGUUUACCGAACCCCCUCGCUGUGUGGCCCCUUGUUUGCACCUUUUAAUCACCGACCAACCUUGGCUGUUAACCACAAAUUGGUUAUUAGUUCAAGUGUUUUCCCUGUGUGGCCGACAUUCGUAUAACCGAACGCAUGUGUUCAAACCAUUGGCGGCCAUUUUGUCUCCUAACCAUGGGCAGCAGUACAUGGUCAGCAACAGCAUGGAAAUGUUUUCGCAUACGCAACUCCGCGAAACCCGGGAAACUGGUAGCGCUGCCCAUCCAACUUCCCGAACCGCUAGGAGAACGCGUUCAGGAGGCAUGAACUACCGAACAUGGGGAGCAUUCAUACCCUAACAGCCAGGGAAUGGAUUCAUCAGUGUUCGUGUGAGAACCCCCAAAAGAUGACCGGUCUUUGCCUUGUUUUCUCUGAAACUGUUUUGGGGCAUCACCUUGUGGCCGAACGGUCAAAACUCCAUUCGAAUGGCGUUCCCGAACCAACGAAAGGAUCUGAGUUAUAUUUCGGAAAAGUGUGUGCUCAAAUCCAAGCUAUUCGGUGAUAGGACUUUUGUUGGGUUCUGAAGUUAUUGAAAUGUAUUUUUGGGCUGUUUUAAAAUAUUGUAUGUUUAAAAAUAUUGUAUACUUUUCUGUACCUGAGAUAUAAUUAAGUAAGUUAUAGCUUUUUCUCACGCAAUUAUCUCUCAGGCACAGAGGAUCUUGGUUAGAAAAGCCCUGUAUUUUUGACUUAGAAACCCCAUGCUAUGGGUAAUGUAUAAAAGCUGUGUGUGGCAGGAAUAAAACCAGUUGUAUACGCUCCUCUGGCACUGAGCAGCAGGUACGGGGGAGUGACUGUCCUGCUCUGCAUGCAGCCAGCCUCUCUGCACUCUGUAGUGCCACCGCGCAGCUGCCAGAUAUGACUCCAUACGCUGGAGCACGCGAUUGGCUGCGACCCACAGGAGGGCCACAAAGCGGCCACAAGGCAGGCAGCCUACCUGGAAAUUUCCCGGUAUCCCAGUAGGCCAGUCUGACAUGCUUGUUGUACAUUCUUCAAAAGUGUUUACUGACAAAGUCAACAGUUUUAGUUACUAUUUAGGUUGUACCUAGUUGUUUUAUUUUACUUUUUACUUUUUUUUUUUUUGAGGAUUUAGUCAUGAAACAUACAGAGAAGCAAAGUUAUGAUAAUAUUAGUCUUCCCCUGCUGGAUUUCCAUAUCAGAAUCCUCAAACAUUUUACAUAUAAAUUAACCAUAAACAACAGAAAAUAAUGUGGCUCGUUUUAGCUCUGAAGUGAUAAUGUGAAAUACAGGUGAAUGAAAUACUCCCCCAACCAGCUCCGCUCAGCCACUCAGAUAUGCAUUAUUGCCUAAUAUUAGAAGAUCUGGAACGUGAAUUGGUGUUGGACAUUGGGGAUAAAAUUAACAAUGACUAUUUAUUGGGGGGAAGGCCUCUCGAGAUACAUUCUGAGUAACAGCACGCUUGUUUAAUCAUUUAUUUAAUCAGCCCUCAAUUUUUAGAGAAUUAAUACAAGUUAUUCAUUUCUGGGGGAAAAGAUACAGCGUUGUAUUCCUUUUGGGAAGAUGUUUCUAGGUAGUCCAUUCAGAAGGCAAAAUGUACUCUGGGUUUUCAGUUGUGUUAGAUCAAGGUUUCAGGAUAUAUCCACUGCUGUAGGUUGCCUUUCCUCACCACCGCUUUGGCAAUCUAGGUAAAUUUAAGGUGUGUGGCUCUUGAAAUAGGUAAUAUGGAAAAUAUAUUCAGCUCUAGUUUAAGUGAAUGUAGUAAUUUAGCAAAAAAACUUUGUACAGUAUGUGGUUAUGAUUUGCACGGAAUUGGUGCACCAUAACACAGGCAGAGAAAUGGUGGUCUCCAUAUCUUCCUCUCCACUGUGCAAUAGCUAGAAUUGCAGAGUUUUAAUUGAUAUCGUGUGUAUUAAUAUGCUGGAUGAGUGAACCAUAGGUGCAUAUCCUGGUAAGUUGCCAUUGCAAACAGUUUGUUACCAUCAGUGCAUCACUUAUCUCUAUCAUGUGCAUGGAUUGUGUCCAUUUUUGGUAUCGUAUAUAAAAUACUAAUAGAUUAUCACACUGUGGUCUCUUCGAGUGUAUCAGUAUCUUAAAGAUAUGUUCUGUUUGGGUCAAUGAGCAACUCUCCUUGUUUCCACAGGGUGAAGGUAUUUGUAGCUUCAACUUGUUAGAAGAAAGCAUUGUAGAGGAAAAACAUGUUUCCAAAGUAUUGCCAUUCUAGGUUUAUGCUUUGUCUAGAUAAUCUACGUAUUAUAAAGGAUCAAGUUGCCUUUCUCAAAAAGGUGCUCCAUUCUCUUUACAAACCUCUGAAGGUAUUGUUUGAGUAAAAAAUAAUAAAGGAUACCUUUUUUGAGUUGGCAGAACACAAUGUGUACUCUGAAUUGUGAUUGUCUUCUUUGUUUGACAAAGAAAUAUUUAAUUUGUUGCAUACAUGACUUAAAGGGUAAAUGUCACUUACCUGGAUUUUUAUUUUUAAUAUUAUGCCCCAUAUAUAUUGCAAAUAUGCACAAAUAAAAUUAAAUGUCGAAAUCAAUCAUUCAUUAUACUUCUGGGCACAUCUGUUUAGCUCCCUUUCCAUCAUUAUUAUAUGUUCUGUCUUUUGGCAUUCAGCAUAGAAAGAACAUACAGAGAAGAAGAGACAUUCUAGUUUAUUUUUAUUCGCAUCUUUUGCAAUGUGGGCCAUUACUCUGGCUGAACUGACCUGGGCUGUGAUGCCAUUUGCUGAAUCUAUAUUGUAAAAUUAAAAUAAAUCAGAACAUCAAAUCAAAAAGGUUAGCACAUUUUUUUGUUCUAUGGUAUCAUUUCUAGAGAAGUGAAUUUUAUCUCCCAUCCUAUUGUAAUUUUUUUUUUUUUUUUUAGUUUGAUUCACAUUGAUUGAACAUUUUGAAAUUUCAGGCUGAGGAAGGUUUAUUUACUAAGAUACCGUUUAAGAUUAAAAAGCCACACUGCAGCCACAUAUUCACAUUCACAGUUUCACGUACAUUUUUCCAUUUUAGAGCUAAAGGAGUGUCACGGGCUCUAAUGGCUUAAAGAAAGAUAGCUAAGUCAACAUAGGCCUGAGAUACAUAUGUAAUUUAUUUACCAUUAAAUACUGUCUGAUUAACAAGUGGCAAUUGAUACAGGAUUAUUUGCUCUGAAACAUGAUUAAAUUCUACAAUUAGGUGGAUUACAACAGAGUUCCAAAGUGUUUGACAUUGGUAACUAUUCUUAGCCUCCGAUACCGUGUGGUAUGCAAAGUCAGUGACCUGCAGUAUGCUCUUGUGCAGCAGUGUGCACAAACACUGUGUGAGUACUUGAGCAUGUUUGGCGCAUCGGAAGAAUGUCCUGAGCAGUCAUGUGCUCAUAUUGCACUUUCCAGCAGCUGUGUGUGUGUGUGUGAGCGUGCAAGUAUGGUUUGGCGAUGAUCAUUCAGAUUUGUACUUUUCAUCUUUGUUAAUUCUUUUCUAUCUUCUGAAAUCUUUGCAACGUGUUUUAUUAAUUAUGGAGAAUUAACGUUAGGAAGGAUUUUUCAUGUGUCUUUCUGGCAUUGCCUGUAUGGUUGAGUUUAAACUUUCUACUAAGAGAAAAGGACAUAAAUCCAGUUUUUAAGAUUUUAUUAAAAUAAAAAUAAUCAGUUUUGUUAGGUAACUUCUCCUAAAGAAUUAUUAACAACGUUAAGACAAGUGCCAGGUAACCACAGGGAAAUCAUCCAGUUAUCCGAUUUUACCUAGAAGAGUUCAGAUAUUAUUUCUGUGGGUACAUAUAACAAGACUCAUUCAGUUUUGCUGAUGGUUUAGUUAAGGAAUACCUGUCAUGCUUUUUUACUUAGUGGGAAUGUAUUCUUCAGGCAUUUCGUCUUUAUAUUGUGCUAGUGAAAUCGCUAAUAAAUGUAUAGAUUGUGUGCAAUGUUAAAUAAAAAUGUGCUUCCUUCCCUGGCAGACAGACUAUCAGCACAGACACAUUCUAUGGGUGGCUCAGGGACCUUGGCGUUUGGUCACAACUCUUUAACAGAACCAAGGAUUAAGGCAAACACCAUCACAACUACAUCAGGAUGUCCUAAUAAUACUUUUAUGCCUCCACCCAUAUCUACCUUUACAAGCUUGCACCGAUCCUCAUCUCACUCUGUUCUUCGCCCACUACACCUUAUCUGUCAUCUUCUCUCACUCACCACCACAAUCUUCACCUGUGCUCCCUCUCUGUGUUCUCGUACCAUGUUAAACCUAUUCUUUCCAUUAGUCCCUACUCCAUAUAUUCAACCACCUUACAUGUUACUUUUCUCAAGCUCCUGGAGCCCAAAUGCUUUCCUUGAACACCUCAAAUCUAAAUCCCCUAUUGCUCACUAAUCACCAUCUCCUUAACAAUGCCAUUGCUUCAGCCUUUCUGACACUAUUAUUUUCACCAGUUAAUAAUUUUCUUUUAUACAUACUUGGACGAGUGGCGGAACUAAAGUAGAUAGGGCCCUAGUGUAAGAAUUAUUGGGGGGGCCCACUAUUGCAAAGAUGGUUAAACAAAGAUAGACUGUUGUACAACUUCCACAAUGACUUGCCUGCUGGGGUUCUACCAUUUGCACAUCGCUGCAGGGUUGUAUUUAGUACUGAGUAGUGUUUACAUGUUUAAAUGUAAGCAUGUUUUUGUAUGAAUGUAGGGGUGUAUUUUUGCAUAGUUUUUUUUUUUAAUGAGCUGCUGCUAUUUGAAAGCAGUUUACUUGUGUGUAGUGUUUGCCUUGGACUAUAAGGUUGUGUCUGUUUUCAGUGUUGAUUUUUGAAUGCAGGGGUGUAUUUGUGUGUAGUGUUGGAGUUUGAAUGCUGAAUGUAAGCACAUAUACAUGUACACUGCCGCAUACACAUACACACAUCCGAAGACAGACACACAGAUACACACACUUACAGAUACAAACACUGACAUAGAAACAUCGAAUGUGACUGCAGAUAAGAACCAUUCGGCCCAUCUAGUCUGCCCAAUUUUUUCUAAAUACUUGCAUUAGUCCCUAGUCUUAUCUUAUAGUUAGGAUAGCCUUAUGCCUAUCCUACGCAUGCUUAAACUCCUUCAUGGUGUUAACCUCGACCACCUUAGCUGGAAGGUUAUUCCAUGCAUCCACUACCCUCUCAUUAAAGUAAUACGCCCUGAUAUUAUUUUUAAACCUUUGCCCCUCUAAUUUAAGACUAUGUCCUCUUGUUGUGGUAGUUUUUCUUCUUUUAGAUAUAGUCUCCUCCUUUACUGUGUUGAUUCCAUUUAUGUAUUUAAAUGUUUCUAUCAUAUCCCCCCGUCUUGUCUUUCUUCCGAGCUAUAAAUGUUAAGAUCCUUUAACCUUUCCUUGUAAGUUUAGUAGCUCUUCUCUGAACUCUCUCUAAAGUAUCAAUAUCCUUCUGGAGAUACGGUCACCAGUACUGCGUACAAUACUACAAGUGAGGUCUCACCAGUGUUCUGUACAAUGGCAUGAGCAAUUCUCUCUUUCUACUACUAAUACCUCUCCCUAAACCAAGCAUACAGACACACAUUCAGAUACACAGUCACACAAAAUGACACAUAUGCAGAUACAUACAAUGACACUCAUACAAAUACUGACACACACAGAUACACAGGGGCACACAUUGACACACAGUUACACAUGCAAACACACAGGCGUAAUGUAAAUUACCCUCCUGUUUCCUACUUUUUGGAUGCAGUAGGGUUGCUUCCCUUGUAUCCAUUUGGCUGGCUGGGGCUGUUGGGAGUCAGAGGCUCUACCACUCCGCUCUCCUCCUCCAAUGCCUCUCCUGCCCGGUGUGUUCUAUGGGAGGAAGUGACUGGCUUUCACUUCCUCUCAUGCUAACAUUACAGGGGCCCGGUCACACUGUUAAAUGGCUGCCGCUCCACACUGGGCCCCUGAAAACACUUUUGUCAUCAGGUGGCCUUGGUGCAUGAUCCAUCCGAUGGGCACCCUAAUCAUGCAGGCCUCGGUAGUCCGCACACUGACUUGAACCUUCACAAGUUGCAAUACACUCCAAGCUAGAUUAUACAUGAUUAUGAUCUUUAACAUUCAUUGUACUGGUUGAAGAAUUUUGUAUAUUAAAGGGACACUAGAGUCACCAGAACAACUACAGCUUAUUGUAUUUGUUCUGGUGAGUAGAAUCAUUCCCUUUAGGCUUUUCGUGGUAAACACGGUCUUUUCAGAGAUAAUGCAGUGUUUACAUUACAGCCUUGUGAUAACUUCACUGGCCACUCCUCAGAUGGCUACUACAGUUGCUUCUGGGACAGUACUGCACACUGUGCAGUACUGCCAUUCAGGGUCUCUACCAUCUGCAUGCAGACACUGAACUUUCCUCAUAGGGAUGCAUUGAUUCAAUUCAUCUCUAUGAGGAGAAGCGGAUUGGCCAGGGCUGUGUUUGACUUGUGCUGGCUCUGCCUCCUUUACAGUCUCAGCCAAUCCUAUGGGGACGCAUUGUGAUUGGCUCAGACUACCACUUCUGAUGACUGCUGGUCAGAGGCAGCAGCUGCAGACUUGAAUAUAAGUAAGAUUUUACUAUAUUUAGGGAGGCAGGAGGGCUAAAUGGUGGUUUUAACACUAUAGGGUCAGGAAUACAUGUUUGUGUUCCUGAUCCUAUAGCGUUCCUUUAAUUAAAGGUCUCAUGUCAUGACCAACAUGGCUUUUAAAAUGUUAUCUGCUGUUGUCAUAGCAGUAACUACUGUAAACAUGGAGAUCAGGAGCAGCUGUGCAGGCAGCUAUACUGCUUGCGACUAAGCUACUUCCCACAGCUGCUACCAUGUAUCCACAAACUAAGAAUUUUAAAAUGCUGUGUGGAGGUUGAAAAGGUGUCCAUAUAGCUGCUGUCCAGUGCAAGUUGCUGUUUUGCAGGAGAAAGAGGCGAUCAGCAGAUGGGUAUAUGUAGUAAAUUAUACAAGUGAUGUAAAUUUCACCAGCACAAUGUAUUAUUAGUUACUUUCAAAAUGUGUCUGCUGUCUAAUAUACUGCACAGUUUGCCAAGAAGACAUUGCUUCUUGGUCCGCAGACAGCCAACUUAAUCUAUGAACCUACAUUAAGUUUGUUUUAAUGACAGCUAAAACAAAUAGAAUACAUAGUUUGGCAACAUCCUGAUGAAGUCUGUUAUUCUUUGUUAACUCUGUGUUGUUAAUAAAUUACCAGUUAGAUUAUGGUUUAAGUUGCAGACCAAAGUGGCAUUCAAGAUUCGGUCUCAUCGCUCGGCUUACUUUCAUAUUUCAGUUACAAAGUUGACAGUUUUGUCAAAAGCGGAAUCUAUGUUGGGCUGAAUGUGUGUCCUCAACUAUUUCACAUCAAAGCAGUCACUGCACACAUUCAAUUAAGCAAUGUUAUCUGCAUGGAAGACUAAUGCUAGAAGAAAGCAAUUGAGUGGUUGACAGUUUUUCUAAACUGUUUCUAUUCUGAUUGGAAUUACAUGAUCACUAAAGGAUAUGCGUUGCUUCCAGACAUUGAAUAGAGAGAGUAAUUAAUUUAUUAUAGUUCCUCCCUAGGCAGUCAGAAUGUUGGCAGAUACACACCAACUAUUCUCUCUCCUAGAAAAACAGCAUCGCGAAGUAAAAAAAUCAUGUUUCUAUAAUGGAAGUGUGCAAAAAAGUCUGCUAAGUCACACGUAGCAAGUUGUCCUCCAGGGCAGGGCUAAAACUUAUCGUGCUAUGCUACUAACUAGGCCCUAAAGUGGCUCUGUAACUUUAUUCUUUCAGCUUGGUGUCCCCCUAGCCUCCCUAACUCACUCAAUGCUCGGUGAUGACCACCAGACCUACUGAUAUUUGUGUCCUAAUGGUCCCGCCAGGUCUUCAUAUAUGGCGCCACCACCUCGGUUAAAUACACUGUGGUGGCCUACUGGAAGCCUCUUCUCUCUCUAGGCUGUGCGCGUUAAUGCACGCGCAUACCCAGUUAAUCUGAAGUGUGUGAGGGUCAUUGGUAGGAAGAGGUGACGCAAUUUGGAGUGAGGUGAGUAAGAAAUGGCAAACCAUGACAAAGUUGACAAAGGAUGUGGAGCUUAAUUAAAGCUCCACCUUUUAUUAACUUUUGUCACCCUGCGGUUUCUACAUAAGGAAAAGUAGUACCUUUGUCUCCUUCUGUAUUACUUCAUAAAAAAAAAAACUUAAUUUUUGCGAAAAAACAAACAAACUAGGCUACACAGGAGGACACUGUGGAGCACUAUAAAUUAAAAAAGUGACAGAGCGACUUAAAGACUUAUUUGUCACUGCAAACUAUAGCAUAUCCUCCAGGGGUGAAUGUUUUUAAGGCUGUACCCUAGGGGACCAUCUGAAAGCAACCUCUUCAUGCUGGUUUUUGCAGAAACUCCUUUCGUGCCUGUAGUAUUUAUGUUCUCUACUGAAUUCAAUUUCCAUUGAAUUGGACUGUUGUUAUCAUAUUGUAAAUAAAAACUAGAAGGCGCCAUUUUUUUUAAAUUAUUUUUUAUCAUUUACAUUUAACCACCAAACACUUUGUUUGAAAAAAAAAUAUUCACAACAUUUAUUUGAAAUAUGAAAUGCAUAGCUGACACAUAAGCAUACAAUAAAACAGCAAUUUUGUGUAUAGGUUGUAGUUCAGACAAAUAUAAUAUUGAAAUUAAGUAAAAUAACACUUUUUUUAUUUUUCAUUUAUUUGUUCAUCCUUUAUAUAAAUAUUUGGGGUAUGAAAAGCUUUGAACAGUAUGCAGUAUUUAUCUUACAUGAAGUAGGCAUGACGAAAUACAUUAAAAUGAUGCUUACAGAUAUUUGUAAAUGAUAGCAUUACAAGUAGUACAACUUACCAAGUUGGCAACAGAAUAUAAAAAGAAUUUAUGCAUUUGAGCAUAUUGCCCACAUAACUGUAAUUACCGUUAAAUCAUAUACUGGUAAAAUGAAGAUAGUUGAAUUAUUUUAUAGCAGUCUCUGUUAUGUUAUGUUAUUGUAAGAGGCAUAUGGGUGAUGUAAUUCACUCUUUCCCUACCUGACUGUAGGAAUGGUAUAACCUUUGAUUCUUCCUUUACUGUUCUAGCAGAGAAAUUUAUUGAGUAAGGUAUUUACUGAGGAAUUCUAAUUGAACAAGACUAAUACAUCUUCAUGUCACAACUGUCACAUUCUAUAUAUAGAAUAAUUUGAGUAAAUGCAUGGAUAAAAGUUAGCAUCAGGACAUUUUGUUAUAUAAUAUAUCUAUAUACAAAAAAUACACAAUAUACCCAGUAUUUCACUAGGCAAAUAAUGUUUUUAAAUGCUGUACUAGACGAAUGGUCAUGUCAUCUGUGCAUUAUUUCCCAUAGUAAAAUAAUACAUGGAUCAUCUCCGUGUAAUUCAAGCAGGACCUGCAGUAUACAUCCUUGUCUGCCGAAAAUGUUAAUAUUACACUACUAAACAUCAGGUGCCACUGUUUCAAUCUGUUUUACAGUUGGGGAAAAAGAACCUUAGUGGCACUUUAACCGCCUUGCUUUAAUGCUGUGUAUGCCUCCUAAAUGCUGUGUGUUUGUGACAUUAUGUCACUAGUGCAAUUUUAUAUCACAUCCCUUAAUCGUAUAGCAAAUGUUAAUAAGCUGAAUUAAUAUUGGUUUUGGCAUGUUAUUUACAUAUUUAUCUAAUAUGCAUAGUUAUACCUGCCAAUGUUUUGUUAAGGGAAGAAAAUUGUACUUUUAUUUACAAAUGAGAGAAGACCAACUGACCCAGCCAACUAAAGUUUGGCAACUAUAAUUUUAAUUUAAAGUCAUGAAAUCAUAGUUGUGUGCUAGGUGUGCCCAGACACACCCUAAUGCACAGCCAAUUGUCCUUCCUGUACGUAUUGAGGUCUAAAUGGGCACAUUUGCCGGAGUUUAGGUUAGCUUGUUAUAUUUUUUAAAGUACAAAAAAAAAAGAUUAUUUUUGUGCACAGUAGUAUAAACAAAUUUUAUCUUUUAUCUCACUUCCACUUAAGAUGAAUUUUGUUUUUCUUUAGAUGCGUAACCUAUGUGUGGAACCUGUAUGUUUUAGAUUUUAAUCCUGCAGAAAACAUUUAUUUAAAAAAAUAAAAACAUACUAACAAUAACAUGCUAUAGUGGUUAUGGUGCCAGCAAUCCCCUUGUGCUGUCCCACUGUAAACUGGUUAUAAACUGUGUGACACUUAUCUGGCUCUAUUGGCGCACGAGCAGUCCUUCUAGUCUGCACAGAUAUACUAAAGUGGAAGUUAAAGGACCACUAUAGUGCCAGGAAAACAAACUCAUUUUCCUGGCACUAUAGUGCCCUGAGGGUGCCCCCACCCUCAUGGCCCCCUCCCGCAGGGCUGAAGGAGGAGGAAGGGGUUAAAUCACUUACCUUUCUCCAGCGCCGGGCUCCCUCGGUGCUGGGGACUCUCCUCCUCCUUCGGUCGCGCGCACAUUUAGUCAGUCCAUAGGAAAGCAUUCUCAAUGCUUUCCUAUGGACGCUAGUGUCUUCUUACUGUGAAAAUCACAGUGAGAAGUGCGGAUGCGCCUCUAGCGGCUGUCAAUGAAACUGCCACUAGAGGCUGGAUUAACCCUAAAGUAAACAUAGCAGUUUCUCUGAAACUGCUAUGUUUACAGUAGGCAGGGUUAACCCUAGAUGGACCUGGCACCCAGACCACUUCAUUAAGCUGAAGGGGUCUGGGUGCCUAUAGUGGUCCUUUAAUCUUUUCGACAAUGUGCAAAGUUGUUACAAAAUGCUAUGUCUCUGUCUUAUUCUGACAUAUGGUGUGAGUUGUGGAGGAAGUAGGAGUAACAGUACUUCUGAUCCACAUCCUGUAUAUGAGAUUCUCUCCUUUUCUUAACUUCUUCCGAAUUCUCUCUUUUUUUUUCUCUUUGAGAUCUUCACAGCCCCCAGCAGCUCACAGUAAUUAUUGCAGGAUGUCAGGAUAUACAUAAUGCACCUUAACAGCAUGAGUCAGUGCUCGGUAUUGGUAGGGGUUCUUGUUCUUCAGCAACAAGAAAAUGCCGACUGUCUUCCCACCUAUCCAUUAACAAACAAACAGUUCUACUACUUACAUUGUGGGGGUAGAGCAUUCCUGACACCAUAGCCACUACAGCUUGCCGUAGUAGUUAUAAUGCUUACAGUGUUUUUGUAACUACAUUGCCACCAACAAUUAACUGGCAGCUGGAAAUUUUGAGCUUUGAAUAAUGCGUCUAAAUAAUGAGUUCACUAAUUACUUUUUUUAUUAUAUCAACCCAAUCAGAUGCCAGUUUGUGCUAGUUUUUAAAGUUGAAUGUGUUUGACGAUUUGCGUAAUUGUUUGAUAAAGUUGAUGGGUUUUGUUAUGUUCCGUUGUGGCUGUAUAUUCACACCUUAAUCAAGUUAAAGUAAGAAUAAAAAAAAUUAAACAUGCUGGUUUCUUUGUCUUUUCUUGCAGGUAGGAUCUCAGUUUGGAUAUUUCCCUAAAGAUCUCGUCAACAUACAACAAGUUUACACUGAUAAAGACAUUGAGAUGCCAACAGAUGUAAGUUAAGUGGUGUUAUAUUCUGGUAUUAUAUUAAGCAGCAAAUAUGUCUUUGAUACCGUCUCAACACAAUGUUGAGGGAACAGGGUCUGUCCGUGAUAUGAUUUAUUGAUGUCUAUUAAGAUGCAUACAAUUAGUCUGUAUUUUAACCAAAGUACUUCCCAAGUACGUUUUUUUAAGCAUCCUUGAAGGAACACUCUGGACCCCUGAGUUCCUUUAGCUUGCUGAAACACUUGUUUUUGAGUGUCCUUUUUUUUUUUUUUUCAUUUUGCAAAAAAAUUCAGAUUUCAAUAGAAAUGUACACUUUUAUGAAUAUACCUGUUAAACCCUCUGACGUUUAAGCAGAAAACAGGUUCUGUUACUUCCUGAUUUGUUUAGUUCAGUGGAACAGAGGCAACAAUUUCCCAGUGCACCUUCCAUGCAAAUACUUCUCAUUGAACUGCAUUGGGAAGUCUGUGAUUGAGCAUGGGCGUGGUUAGAAGUCGAGGGCUUGCACAGGCUACAGACAAGAUAAAUGCAGGUUUUGCAAGCUGAUUUUAGAUAUAUCCCCAAUUUAAAAAAAAAAUGCAUAAUUAAAAACUUGCAUGUUUUUAUUUGGGUGUAUCUACCUUAUUCAAAUGUUUUGUAUCAGUGAAGUUUAUUUAUUUUGUAUUUGAGCAGUGGAAUGUCCAUUUAAGCAAGCUUCUGAUCUGCCAAUCACCCUGUAUUUUCAUCUCCAUCUCCUUAACUUGUUCAUCUGCUCCUCUCCUCUUGCUCUCUAACCACUUGACCAGCACAAUUAAAGAGUUACUCCAAGCCCCGUGACCUGGAGUCUGUAUGUGCAACACAUUCAGAGACUAACCCACUAGCUGCCAGAUGUUUAAUUCCACCUCUAGAAGUGAAAGUAGCCAACCCAGAACAAAGUUCCGGCCUAGCUAAUGUCAAUUCUAUGCAAAAUUGGUUUAUGAUGCCAGCCAGGGUAAUGCUAGACAGCCAAUGGCAGCAUGCCCAGCCCCCAAACUGCCCCUGUCCUCCUUUCAGUAUUACCUCCCUACCUGACUUCUCUCCCCCUCCGGCAAGGGGGAGUGAUGUAAGCUGAGGAGGAUCGCGUCGCAGGGAAAACUUGGCCUUGGCGAUGGAUUUUUUUUACUUUUUUUUUUUAGUUUUUGGGGGUUUGGGCAGGCCACUUUUAGAAAGGGUUGCUUUAAUCAAAACCAAUGUUUUUUUUUUUGAAAACUCAGUUUUUUGAUUGGAGAAACCUUUUAAGAGGGUGAUUUAGUAUGAAGACUCCUGUUAUUGUGGUAGCACAUUUAUUACAUGUUAUUACAUAAGAUGAUAACUAGCAAAAAGAAAAAGAGUAAUCUAACAAUAUUUUACUUUUGUUUCAGGAUACAGAUUUUGUAUGCUUCGAUGGAGGGACAGAUAAUUUUGAUAAUUAUAAUGUUGAUGAACUUUUAAAUAAACCAAAAGAAAGCACACUGGGGGAAGAAGAAGAUUUAGAAAAUACAGCACAGUUGGAGCACCAGCCCACAUUAGCAAAACAGUUGGAGGAAAAAGAGAUAGCAAUUGUUAAACCAAAGGAGGAAGCAAGAGAAAAUCAAGAGAACAAACGUGAGGUAGAGGAGAGGACUGAUGGAAGUGACUCAUUAGCAAAGGAGAAUAAUAUAGUUCCUCUAUCAGAUAAACCUGAAGAAAGCACAGUACCACCAACAGAUAAUGCUGAAAAAAGCACACUACCUCCCUCUGGGACAGAUGAAACUGUGGAGGACAUUUCUGUAAAGAUUGAUACACCAGUUGUAAAUAGUCAGUCUGAAAAUUCUCAGGAAGAAAACGUUGCACUACAAAUCUCAGAAGAUGUUAUUUUUGAAAAACCACAAGUGCCAGAUGGUGAACAUGCUAAUAAUGGCAGUAUUACUCAGGGAGAAUCUACUGCACCUACUGAACAAAACGAACAGCUAGACGCCUAUACUCUUGUAGAUAAAGCUAGGCUUCAAGAACUUAAGACAAAUAUCGGCUCAUUAGAUGAUGCUAUUGUGUCUGAUGAUGAGGAAACCAUACAUGUAACACAAGAGGAUAAAUACACCGAUGAAGACUUUGAGGACCAGAGUGAUUCACAAGAGGAAAGAAAAUUAACUGAAGAUUUGGAUCAACCUCCCUCGUUGCCCAAUGAAGAAACAGGUGCUAAGCCAGUGGUCUUGUUUGAAAAUGAAUCGAUUCCUCCGCCUCAAUCAGAGGAAAAGCAAGUAACACCGAACGAAGAGGUAAAUGCACGUGUGGACAUGGGACAUGCUACAUCUCUUGAAACAGAAAAGAAUAUACUCACUAGCUGGGGUGACACUUUCUUUGCCAUUGUCAGUGGUGGUGAACAUACAAAAGAAGUCACAGAUCUUGAUGGAACCGAUUCAGAAGAGGAGGCUGAAGAAGAUGAUAAUUUAGAAGAAGACCUCAGUUUAACAGAUGAUGACAGCAUUUAUCUAAUUGACAUGGAUAAAGUUGGAGUUAAAGAAUAUAUAAAUGGUGAGCCUCUCACUGAUUUUAAAGAUUCCGUUGUGCCUGACUUAAAAGAUGAACAAGAAACCAUAUCAGAGUUUAAUAAUGGUGAAUCUAUGCAAAUAAAUAAAAAGUCAGAUGUCACCACAAAUGCUCCAGCAGAUCAAGAGAUUAAUGUACCUACAAAUGGCUCUACAUUGCCAACUAUCAAGAUCGGUAGUGACCCUGAGAUACAUGCAGAAAAGCAAGAUUCAUCCAUGCAACCCAUAGGUAUAUCAGAAGAAACUGGUAUUAAGGAUGAAACAUCUGUAAACAAUAUUGCUGAAAAGAAUUCCAAAUAUAGUAUUGGCGAGAACCAAGAAUCAAAAACACAUCAGUCUGGAAGUGAUUUGGAAACUGACAUAGAAACCAAAGAACAUGAUGUGGAGGAAGAAACACUUUCAGGAACAAAAUUUACAGAUGAUGACCAGGUAUCUUUAAAGGCUCAAAAUAUAUCUGCAGUUGAAAUACCAGCAGUCCUGCAGGACUCACAACUGCAGUCUGUUGACACUGACACAAGAGAAGGUGUAGACGCUGGGGAAAUUAAUAUGAAACAUAAUUUUGCAGACACAGCAAUACUAGAUGAUGACAAAUCUGUAACUACUCUUACUACAGAGGAAGUAACAGCAGGAUCAGAUAAGUUGGACUUAAGUGAACUACUAGUAGAGAAAGAAGAUAAAGACAUAGAACCAGUGAAGAAAGAUAUAGAACCGUUUGAUGAAGUAGUUUUAGAAUCUGUAAACGUUCCCUCAGAUCAGCUAGUAAUUGUUUCAGAGGUGUCAGAGUUAAAAGAGCUUCCUGUAGAAAAUGAGAAUAAUAAAAUAGAACCAUUGGAGGUGGUAGUAUCAGAAAAAGGCAAACCUGUUAUUGUAACACCUGCAGAUGAAACGCCUAGAGAUGUGAACAUAGCAAAAUCAGAAAAUGCAGGAGGCUCCAUGGAAAAAAUAAUUGGUCAAAAUGAUGCACAUUCAACAACAAAAUAUAUGGAAAUUGAGAAAAGCAGUACUAGUCAGACUGAGCAAAACAAAAUAGAAAAUAGUGACCAACAUGUGAAACCUAAAGAUGUAGAUUAUUCACCUAAUUUAGAUAAUCUUGACAAUGUUGGACAACAAAUAAUUGUUCCCGAAAGUAGUGAAAAGCUAACUGAGCAUGGUAACAAGGAUAAAGAAUCAUCAAACCUGGAAUCUGUACCAAUUGAUGUGGAUGAUGAAGAUACAGAAGGUCUAGAUGCAGAGCAAGAGCUACUAGAAGAUGAAAAUGCCAAAAAUGCUACACUAUCACAAAAGCUGAUGGAAAAUAGUGGCCAUGAUGUUCUAGGUACAGACAACAUGAGAAGGACAGAAGAAUCUACCAUUUCUGCCCAGGAACCUAAACCAGUAGAAGAAGAAAUGGAUAAAGAAACAAAGCUUGAAAAUGAAGGCGUCUCAUUACAAAAAUCACCAACUGAAAAUGCCGAUAAAAAUACAGAAGAGCUUAAACAUAAAACAGUGAGUCCAACGCAAGAAAACAUUAAGAAUAUUAGAGUACCAGAAGAAAAUAGUCAAGAUAAACUUUCAGAACAUCAUAUUGAUAAUCCAGAACAAAGUGAAACAGAUGAUGAAAAAAUAUCUGAUGAUUCAUUGACUACAGGAAAUUAUAUCCAAGAAGAAACAUCCUACUAUGAAAGUAUAAAGGAACUUUCCAUUAUCAGGGAAUACUUGGAUGAAGAUCACGUAGAACAAUUUAGAAAAUACCUUAACUCUGAGAAUGUCUUUAGAGUAGAAGCCAUGUUCCAUGACAUGGAGGAUGAGCUGAAACGUGCUCGUCAGGAUAAUAUGCGUCAAGAUUACAUCGACAAGGCUUUGGAUCAGAUUUUGGAAGCCUCUGAAAAUAAUAUUCUUGACUUUGUUGAGCAAGUAUUAGACCAGAGGGAGGUAGACGCUGAAGAAAUGGUUGCAGUGGAAAAGGAAAUGUUUGAUGAAGAAGCUAUGCUGUUGGAAGAUAUCCAGGAAAUAGCAUAUAGAAUGAGGCAAAAAUAUUCAACAUUGAGUGACAGCUCUGUUCUUGCACCAGGAGUGGUGGAUGAUCCAGAACCAAGUAUAAAUAUUGCGGAAAAAGGUAUGUGGAAUAUGGUUAGUUCAUAGUCUUACGACGCAGUGUGUGAAACUGUUUGCCUGAUUUUGUUUAGCCACGUUCUCAUCUCGGCCAUAAGUCAUAUCGCCCCUUCAAAAACCUUUUCCUCAAUUCAUAACCUUACUGCUCUUUCACAUUUAUACUCAUAAGACACAUUCUCUCCAUCCUAUUUCCAUAACCAUCUCCAUAUCCCUCCCAUUGUAUAGUCUAUUUUACUCUUCCAAGUGCCGUACACUCCUCUUUCCACAAUCAAUAUUCCCUAACUCUAACAUUCCUCAUAUAUUCUCCCAUCAAUUGCAACGUGAAUUGUACACAAGUACUUCACUUUUGCAGGCAUACAUUUCCUCUGCAGUCUAUAAACCAUCUCCUCCUAAACCCUCCCACCUCAAAAACCAUAGCUUCACAUUUAUUAUCCUGGGCAACAGCUCUUCACAGUCAUUAAUCCACCUGUCCAAACCCAUUAUUCUCUACCAAAAUCAUAAACCCCAAGUGUCUUAAUUUAAUAAAAAUGAUAUACUAAUAUAGUGGAGAAAAUGGCUGUGACCAACUGGAGCAUGUCUAAAGCCUUGGCUGGUGGAUCCAACCCCGAUCACUUGAUGGAGUAAAAAAUCUAGUAUAACAAUUUAAAAAAAAAAAGCCUUACUUUACUUUUAUAUUUAUAUAACUUUUAUAUUUUAUUUUUACUUUUAUAUUAUAAUAUAAAGCAUUGUCUUACCUUGCUUUUUCAGGGGGAAAUAUAACUUUAAUUUGGUUAAAAGAACACUAAUGUUAGUAAUACAAAUAUGUAUUCCUACUGUUACAUGGUUGUUCACUAAAGUGAGAAGUCAAAGUUUAUUUAACAUUUAAGGCAAAAAUAGUCCGAAAUGGAAGCAUAGCUGUUAUAUUAUUUAGAUUCAGGGCUCCCCUUGUUAACUAAAUGUAUUACUUACAUUUAGUCCCUUGGAGCACUAGUCUCGUAGUGGCCCCUGCUGAUGAUCUCAAUCAAAUUUAAUGCUUCCCCAUAGGGAAGCAUUGGGGGAGUUAGUGCACAUGCGCAAAAACGCUGCGCUAAAAUUGUCAGCAUCACUUUUUAAACUUGCACUAACUCAAUGCAACUAUAUUGAGAGCAUUCGGUGCCUUAAAGCUGAGCAUGAAGACGCUGAAAUGAUGGUCCUCCAAAGGUUGCAAGACCCAUAACAGGAAAUGCUAUUUGAUGUCUGAGUGACAAUCACCAGAGGUGGCCUUAGAAAGCAAUGCAAACACCAUCAAAAGGCAAUGCACUGCAUUGUGAAGCUCUACACAAAGAAUUGACCUACCAUUGGUUAAUGGACCAUUAUUGUAUGAGAACGCAUCUACUACAGCAAAGAUGCAUCCUAAAAAUAUUCAUGUACAAUGCCCUUAAUUGCAUUGUUAUGCUACAGCUUGAACUGCUAACAUAAAAUGAUAUUUACCAAGGUGUGAAAUGUUUUAAGAUCUAUUUGUGAAUUCUAUAAAAUGCCUGUAAAACCAGUCUUUUAGCUUUACUACUUAUGCACUGGAUGGACAGCUAGAUGAGUUUUGCUUUGUAUAUCAACAUCUAUGCCAUUGAUAGUUUAAUAACCAAAAUGAAAAGGACACUAAGUUAAUACCCACCUAAUUUUGUAUCCAUUAUUUUUUCAACCUCUUACAGAUAAGCAUUUAAAAGAUAAUCCUGAUAUUAAGCUUGUUGAUUCAGAAUCUAAUGACACCCAUUCAGUGGUUGAUGAGCCUGAUCGGGGCACAAAGGAAGAAGAGGCUGACCUGAUUAAUUUAUCUCAAGUGGACAGAGGGGAAAGUGAGACUGACAAGGUGAAUGCACAGCAUGUGGACACAAGGGGAGAAGAGACUGGCACAGUGAAUGAAGAGCAAGUGGACACAGGGAAAAAAGGGACCGGCACAGUGAAUGUACCACAAGUGGGCACAGAGGAUGAAGGGACUGGCACAAUGAAUGUCCAACAAGUUGACACAGAGGAAGAGACUGGCACAGUUUAUGUACCACGACUGGACACAGAGGAAGAAGAGACUGGCACAGUGACUGUACCACGAGUUGACACAGAUGAAGAAGAGAACGAAAAUGUGAAUCUACCACGGGUGGACACAGAGAAAGAAGAGGACACAAAGGUGAACGUACCUCAUGUUGACAUAGAUAAAGAAGAUACUGGCAUAGGUGUUGUGCCUCAAGAUGACAUACAUAAAGGACACUCUGACUUGGAGGAGCCACACUUAGAAGAUGUAAUAGGAGAAGAAACUGGCACAGUUAAAGUGCCAGGCUUAAGGGAUAUAUCUGAACCACCUUUCACAGUAAAGGAGGUAGAAACUGAGCUUAUCUCUCCCACAAAGAGCUUCACCCAAAACAUGGAUUUGUCUGUUUCUGGUACAACUGAUGUGAAUGAAGGAGGACAUGUUGCAGGUACUAUAUGAGUUUUUGUCCUUCGGAUAUUGUUAUUAUCAAUAUUUAACAUUUAUAUAGCACCAAUAAUCCAAUAUUGUAGACAGGGCUUGUCAGUGUAUGCAAACCCAAUUACAAAGUUAAUCCGACAGGGAUAAACCAAUGCCUCAUUUACAAAGGGCCUUGCUUUGAAACUUUCAAUCUACUUAGGACAGGCAUCAUGUGAACCUCAAGAGUUUAUCCAAAAUAUUUCAACCUGCUUUAGUGUUCAAGUCACAUGUGAUUUUGGAUAUUGAACUAGCAUAAUGUAGAAUCAUCACUACAUUUCUCGAUUUAACAGGGGCUCUUGUUUUUAUGCUAGUUACAUACCAUACAUCAACAUGGACAAUACAUGUUUUAUAGAUCUUCGACUACCAUUGGUCGCUGAUACACAAUUCACCUGCGUUCAAGCAGAAUUAUCCUUAAAUUGUAGCCCAAUACAUUUUUACAAUUAACUUCUACAUUUAUUUGCACACAUAUGCAUUUAAUAAUAUAUUUACAUAGAAGAUUGACAGGAACAAGCAAUGAUAAAUCAUAUAUUAAAAUAUUACCAUUUGUAUUCAAUGUACAUGUGGUUAUUUUUUUUUAUUUUUUCAGACACCACAAUUGAAGAGGAGACAGGAACUGAGAAUGUAGAUUCACAAACUACAGUGUCUGUUUCUAUGAUUGUAUCAUCCAUGGGGAAUGCUUUCCUUACAACCAAACAGUCUCUGGGUCCUGUUGCAGGAAUGGUAAGUGCCACAUGUGCGAUUAAUUUCUUAGGUCAUUUUUUGCAACAUUUCCUAAAUAGCUUAUCUGAAAACACUCUCAAGUCUGGCUCAAAUAACUAAAUCAUAACAAAUUUAAUUUGUAUGUUUUGUUGCACUCUCAUAUGUUCAUUUGAAUGUGUCCCUGCAAAGCACUUCACUGCGGUGAACACAGACAAGGUUGUUGAGUAAUGUGAGAAUUGUCAGGAAUUUUGGUGGAUUUCAAAUUGUAGACCAAAGUAGCCGACCUGAAUGCAUAGCUGACAUGGAGAAUUUUUCAAGAUCGGAUAUUUUGCCAUUAAAUUUAAAAAUCACUUUGAAUUCCUGUCACUUCUCAUUGUAGUGAAUAAUGCUGAGAGUGUCCCACAUAUGAGAGCUAUCUGGCUGUAUUAUACUUCCUUGAAAUCAUUGUCAUUCUCUUAAAUUAAUAAUUCUGUGGAUUAAACAGCAAUUCUGUAGCAAAUUUGUAAAAGUAAUCGCUGCCCCCAGAUGUUGAUUGCCUAGACCUCCCAGAAUUGAGUGCAGUAGAUGGCUUAUAAUCAUGGGGGGUUAUAAUUCAGCACCAUUUGGGGAGAGGGGCAGGGGGGCAUAGUUUGCAAUGCCAACACUUCUAAAGGAAUUUCUUUUAAAACAUAACUUCUUUGAUUUGUCUGAUUAGUGGGUCUAAAACAUUACAUUAUGUGCUUUCAUCUAAUAAUAUACAUGCCUUCAUAUUUGCUAUGAAUACUCAUUUUGUAUUUGCUGUUUAUUUUGUCUGUUCGUCCACCCAUUGUAAAGCGCUGCGGAAUUUGAUGGCGCUAUAUAAAUAUCAUCAUAAUAAUUAUGCAGUCUCAGAUUUCCGCUCUUUUCCCUGAUUUUGCAGCCACUGAUCUCCACUUUCAGCUCUUAUCAACCACUGCUCACUUCCUAUUGAAUGUUUAAUAUGCCUAUUUAUUGUGACCUUGCAUGAUUUCAAGUGAUGUUUCAGAGACAUUACAGCUGCAUGUUAGAGAGGUGUUUGUGCUUCAGGAAAAUGUCACUAGUUUUUAUAUAUAUAUAUAUAUAUAUAUAUAUAUAAUCACUAGUGCUGAUGAAUGUGAUCUACUGUUCACAGAGAGGAGAUCACUGUACGUAAUAUUUAGUGCCUCAUUAAAGGAACACUUCUGGCACCGUAACCACACAUCGUUCUGUAGUGGUUAUGGUACUCUGAGUGUUCUUUUAAAGAAGCAGAUGCCGAUGUUUGAUCCUUCUUCCAUACGAAGAGUAUAUGUAUAGUUUGUCAUGUGUAAGCCUUCCUAAGAAAAUGUGAUACACACUGAGCAACUCUCAUGCUUGUUGUCCAGGCCAUUGUCGUAAUUUAACAAAAUUUGACAUAUAAGAGGAUAAAUGAGUGGUUUAUCAGGAUCUGGCUUUCUGAAAUGAAAGUUAAGUCUCAGUUUGAUAUCACUAGACAGGCGGCCAUGGAAGAUGUACUUACUAUUUCAAAUUGGAUAACGUUCACAGUAUUCUUUUAGAGUGCAUUUUUCUGUCCACACCUUUGCUGAAAGUAUUGAACGUCCUACUUUUCUUUUGUGUAUGUAUAUACAAAAAUAACAAAUAUAUAGAUGAAAAUACUAUCCUGGCCAGAAAGAUGUACAAAUAUUUAGUUGUAGGUGCUGACAGUCACAUACGUGUAAAUGACUUCUUAAUCUACACAAAUAUUAAUACAAAACUGUAUGGGCAUCAGCUGGAAUGUUUCACACUGUUAGGGGCUGAUGCAUAAGCUAUUCUAAACAGAGCAUGCAUGUAAUAAGAAUGUUUAAGGAUGGAUUUCUGCUACCUUCAUUAAUGUAACCGUUGAGUUUGAUUGGGAGAAUAUAUUUCAGAUUGCUUUCAUGCUAUAGAUUUAUAGACUUUAACAACCCAGGAAAACACCAAAUACCAAUAUUCUGAGUGUUCAUGCCAUGGCCCUUUAAUCCUUAAACAUAUUUAAAAGAUUGCUGAUGAGCUGAUCCAGCGAAACGUGUGUCAGGGGCUUUGAGGCACCGCUGUUUCCACCAACAGAUUGCAGUACUCUCUGGCUUUUUUAGGAAAUAUUAUUUGAAGUUCCGUUUUUGUGGCUUUUUCCACCACUCUCAUUAUUAUUUUGAAGUUUCUCCUUUUUAUUAAGUGGGUGGUGGUUUCUCUUUGGCGUUAUAAGUUAGGGUCAUUUACAGGGUUAAGGGGUGCCCUCGAAGGCACAAUAGGGACAGCUAUAUCUUUCUCCCCCCAAUAUACAAGUUCUACUAUUAGCCAAUUAUCUAAUUACUAUCCCACUAGCAAUUUUUUGUAAUUUCUGUCAUAUCUAUUUUGUUAUAUUUAUUUUGGCCAUGUGCCGAGUUACUUUGGUUAUUUUUCUUGUUCCUUGGCUACAUGCCUGAGAGCCAUGAGUCAUAGUGUUGCCAGAGUUUACAUAUAAAGUAUCGAUCACCAAUGUUCUAAAAGCAGUCACUUUGUUAUCCCAUUGAAUGAUACUUUUUAGUGAUCUGCUUUAGACCUUUUCUUUUGAUAUUUACCAUCUACUUUAUAGUGUGGAGCAGCCCUUGCUACUGUAAUGUAGAUUUUAAUAGUACUAUUAUAUGAGCACAAUCAUUUGCCAGCAACGCCAACACUGAACACUGCAGUUAUCCAGCUACAGCUUAAAGAUUUAUUUAUUUUUUAGUUUGACGGUUUUUGUAUUCUGUAUUUUAAAUGACAAACCAACUGAGAAUUUAGCACCAGCCGUUCCAUGACAUUUUUUACAUUGUCAGAGUAUAGCAUCAAUUAAUCCAUCAAAUAUGUCAGUUAGUCACUGUAACCAUAAGCAAAGAGUGACCAGGAUGUAACUAUCCAGAGCAGGGGUACCCAAAAAGCAGAUCCCCUGAGGUUUUAAAACUACAGCUUCCAUGAUGCUUUAUUCUAAAGGCAUACAAAGCAUCAUGGAAGUUGUAGUUCUACAUCAUCUGGGGAUCUGCCUUUUGGUUACCUCUGAUCUAGAGUGCGCGGGACAACAUCUUGGAUAAAGCAUUGUUGGUGAUGUAAUUACAUGUUUUGUUCUAUAUUCCAAACUGAAGAACAUUAGCUGGAGAGCUACCUGCAGUAUUUAACAUUAUUGUAUACUCCAGAGCUCAAAAUGUCCACUCGCCAUAGUCAAUUAGAAAUUUAUCCCUGGUGAGUGUGCCAUGGAUCCUCCAAGCUCGCAGUGACUUAACUUUUAAAGCCUGGCUAGUAGUAUAGGACAUCAUUUUUUUAAUUUUUGUCGUGCAUAAAGAUAUACAACAUAUCGGCUAUGCCCCAACAGCAUUAGCAAGCGUUUUAAGAUAUGACAUUUUAAGGUAAAUGACAUAAAACUGCAAGUCAUUUGAAAGAGCAUGCACAAAAUCAAUAAAGUAUGGAUUUAAUAGAGUGGUAGUCAAGCUGUACUAUGUGUGUCUGGUCAGAAUGCCUGGGUAAGCUAGGAAACAUAUAGUAUGAGAGACACAGAGAUUAGAACACCUAAGAGACACCAAGAUACUUGUAACGUUUCAAGUUAUAUAAUCAGAGUGUUCCUAUCUAAUGGCAUUAAGCUGAGGCAUCACAAGAAAUUUUAAACUAAAAGAGAAAACCAUAACUAUAAACAAAAACAAUAAAAUUGAUAUCGACCGUGGAGGUGUCAGGCAAUGUUAAUGAGGCGUGUUAAUUAGAGGGAGAAUAACGCCAGCUGGUAGGAGUCCAGGUUUCGGAUCAGCCGAUGCCACUUUGGGGCUUAGCAGAGUGUCGUUUCGGCAAAUCAGUUAUCAGGCAUAUGAGCCUGCUCGUGGGCCAUGGUCGUACCGUAGUGGAGUGUAGCAAUGAGCCCAGUUGUGGCCCCAGAGGUCCCUCUAGGAUGCUAGUCUGUCAGGAUACCGCAGGGUGGAUCCCACGUCUAAGCUGACCUGUAGCUAUGCAGCACCUGCUCCUGACAACUUGUGGUAGAUUAGACGUCUCCUCCGUUCUUGAGUUUGCCUCUGUCCUGUAGCCAGGUGUCGCCGCCGGAAUUUUCGAGAGGGCUGGGUUUGCUUCUCUGGGACACUGCAUCGUUGCUGGUGCUCACUGACCCUGUUCUGCAACCUCCUCCAGAAGUCAGCAAAUAUUUUGUUCAAUCUGGCUUCAAAAUUAAGUUAUGCAGUGCUGGGGUUAACGAGACACAUGGUCUCUGCCAUGUUGGAUGACUCUAAGAACUUUUCUCCAACUUCGAAGGGUACAUAACCCAUUCUUGUUGAAUCUCGGUCGCCUCUCAGGUGUGGACUGGGAUCACCCCCACAGGUCCAAGCUGUUGCUUGAAAGUGGUUGCUCCUGUGCAUCUCCAGGCCAGGAGUUGUCCGCCUCUCCCGCCCUGGUUGCACAAGGCCACAUCUGCCAACAUGCGAUAACAAAGCUCUUGACAAGGUGAUUACUGCAGCACAACUUGUCACUUAAAAUUUUAAACCCUGUUUAAUGUAGACGGUGAAGAAAAUGCUUGACGACACUCAAAUGGCAAACUGUUGCCAGGUCCACUUUGGCGGUGGAAUAAGACAUUUAAAAUAAAUAUAUAUAUAUAUAUAUAUAUAUAUAUAUAUAUAUAUUGAAUAGAUGUAGAUUGGAGUAUUUUAUUGUGCAACCAUUUUAACAUUCCUUGUGAAAUGCUGAGUCCAUAUGUCCCAGAUUAGCCCAUGGAAGAACGUUCAGGCACACCGUGAAUAGUUUACCUACAUGCAGUGGUGUAUCCUGGUUUUGUGCUGCACUAGGCACACACACAUUAACAGACACACACUCACUCAUUCACAUUAACACAUUUUUUUUAAUUUUAUUUACCCCUCUCCCCACCUCCUUACCUUUGGGAGUGCUGGGAGGGGGAGGGGGGUUCAUUACCUCCCUGGUGGUCCAGUGGUUGCCGGCUGGGCUGGGCAGGCGAGGGAGCUCUUCCCCUGAGUGGUCUGCUCAGCUCCCUCGCACGCCGCAAAGUGAGGCUGGGAGCCGGAAGAUGACAUCAUCUUCCGGCUCCCAGCCUCACUUUGCGGCGCGCGAGGGAGCUGAGCGGACCGCUCAGAGGAAAAGCUCCCUCGCCAGCCGCCUGCCCAGCGCCGUCUGCCAGCCCAGCACCCGGCCGGUCAGUUAGCCGCAAGGCUAACAAGGCACUUGCCUGGGCAUUUGGGGGGCGGCGUUUUUUGCCGCCCCCUGAAAAAGGCCGCCCAAGGCAAAUGCCUUGUUUGCCUCGUGGCUAAAACGCCCCUGCCUACAUGUUAAUAUUUGCAGUUUAUUAAUAAUUUGCUUGACUGACCACUCUACCAUGUGCCCUGUGUACCAUUCACUCAGUCAGGUUAUCUACUGCCACCUGGUGUCAAAUUAAGAAAUCAGAAAAUAUACACCUCAUUUCAAUAUGAACUGAAACUCAUGCAAAAAAUAAAUCAUGUCAAACGUUAAACAAAACAGAUAUAAAAAAUAUGUUUAGACCAGUGAUGGCUAACUUUGACACUAUAAGUUGUUUCUGGACUACAUUUCCCACGAUGCUCAGCUAGCUUUUAGAGUCUAAAAGCUAGCUGAGCAUCAUGGGAAAUGUAGUCCUGCAACAAUUGAUGGUGUCAAGGUUAGCCAUCAAGGGUUUAGACACAUUGGUCUUUUUCAGUUCCCUCAAUGUCAACAUUGCUUACUCCCAUUACCCAGGUCUCUCAGAUUCAGUACCUUUUAAAGGAAAACUAACUGCCCCAGGAAGCACCACUAGGAGCCGUCUGAGGAUUGCCCAGUGGAGUUAUCGCUCAGCUUUAAUGCAAACACUGCAUUUUCUCUGAAAAGACUGUGUUUAUUGCAAAAAAGCCUGAAGAGAAUGAUUCUACUCACCAGAACAAAUACAAUAAGCUGUAGCUGUUCUGUGACUAUAGUGUCCCUUUAAUUAAACAGUUUUAGUGUAUAGAUUAUGUCCCUCAAGACUCACUGCUCAAUUCUUUGCCAUUUGGGAGUUAAAUCACUUUUGUUUCUUUUUCUGUUUCUGUGCCCUGGCUACACCUCUCCUGGCUGUAGCAAACACAGCCUAGAUUUAAAAAAAAAAGUUUCAUUUUUAGCCAUACAUGACAGCACACUGGGUUCACUGUAGCAGUAUCUCCCUGGCAGGAGGCUCCUAUUAUUAGCAACCUAAUAAUAGAGCAGUUGAUAAUAAAUUCUGGAUUAAACAGACUGUGCCAUAAAGUAAGUUUAAAUAUUAGGUUGCUUUACUGGAAACAUGUAGGUCACAUUGCAGGGAAGUGUGACUAGGGCUGCAAAAAUUUUAUAAAUCCUAAAUGGCAGAAAACUGAGCAAUUAGACUAUAUACGCAUGAUCAAAUCAUUCCAUUAAGCUAAAGUUGUUUUGGUGCUUAGAGUGUCCUUUAAUUAUAGCUGUAAGUAAGAAUCUAUAGAGAGUAGCGAACAUGUUUGUAUAUGUCGAUCAAUGACAAUCAACAGCCUCUGUACCUUCGCUAGAGAAUGUAGCUUACAGGGAGGUGGGUGUGUUUUAUCUAAAAGAUGAUGCACCCACAUUAUCAGCAUGAUGAGCUAUGCAACUUAACUGAUCAGCAUGCAGAGGGGAUAAUUGGACUGACCAAUCACAUACAAUUUAGUGAUAAUGUAUGUCACCAUUCAGCAAGAUAAGACAAUAAUUGUAGGAUCAAGCUUUGUUUUUACUUAUUUGUUAAGACAUACCAAAGCAGAUACCAUCUAGGUGGAGAAGAGCUUCUUUCUUGGAAAUGCAAGUUUGGUUUUUUUUUAAGUUAUUGUUACUCCUGUCUCUGAGUGAGGGGGUAAUUUAGGGCAAGUGAUUAUAAAGGUCUGGAAAAAAAAGCAUAUUGUGUCAGUGACCUACAGAAUCUCACACAUUAGGCAUAUGUAGCUUGUUUCCUACUGAUGUUGCACGUUCAGAGCCAGCACAGUUGGAUUUUUUACAAUAAAGUUGCUUUGUGCAUCAGAUAGUCUCAUAAUACUUUUAAAUAUAGAUGAACUAAUUAGAGUGAAUAUAUCAGAUGUAGGAGAGCAACAGGGAUGGAUUAUUUUGUGAUUAUUAGGUAGGUUAUUCAGGCUAAUACAAUAGUCACAAAUUGCAACUUCUAAGAUUAAGCAAUGUGCUGCUUAAUCUGUAGCCAAAACAUUUUUAGGAAGAGAAGUGUGAUUUAUGUUUCUUAGGAACAGUUGAAAGAAUUUGUGAGAGUAUUGUUGAGUUUGAUAUUUUAUAAAUAUAGUGUUAUUGAAAUAUUUACAAGAAUAUCGCUCUUUUUUUCUAAAAGGUAGAUAUUAGUUAAAUGCUGUAUAGUAACAUAUUCCUUACAAACUUAAGCAUUGUACAGACUUAGAGAGACAUGCCGAGGCAAUACAACCAAUGUAUCUCAUUUUAAUGGUUAUGUUGCGAAUGCUAGUCUCUGGGUGCCCUGGGAGACAGCACCUCUCCUCAUCUGCAUUGAUAAUGUAUAAAUUCCACUUAUGCAAUAUAUGUCAAUUUUCUACAAGUUGGGCUACGGGGAUUUACUGAUUUGUAGCUUAUUGAAAUACUUGUUGCAACAAUUGGGCUUACAUUACCAAUCUGACUGUAGCCGAGUUUUUUUUUUUUUUUUUUCGAUUCCAUAAUAUUAGAAUAAAUAUUGUCAUUAAGAUUUCAGUUCACUGCAAUUCGAUGUUUAGUUAAUUAACCCUCACGUAUGCAUGUGCUAAAUAUAUUAUUAGCACAUUCUAAAUUCCCAACAGUAAUUCUAAACACAAUACACUAGCAUACGAACUAGCCCAGGCUAACGCCAAACCUGCACUCGUCUCUCUUGACAGGUGUAUUUGUAAUUGCUGACUUACUGCCCUGAACGAUACUGGUUUAUAAUCGUCGUGGCAGGACGAGGAAUGCAGUUUUUAUUAUAAUUAGAGAGGAGUGAUGUGUACAGGAAGAAUAGAUAAAUGUACCCUGCAGGGACAUUCAAUGCUAAUUCCUUAUACACACCCUGAGUCUCUGCUCACAAUCCGUGGGUGCUCUAACUGCAAUGAAGCUCGGUGGUUCAGCAUUCCCGGCCAUGGCUGGCUAAGCUCGGUGGAUCAGCGCAGUUAUUUGUUGUUUUGUUUAUCGCUGGUAGCCGCACGGUGCGGGUUAAUGGGAGAUGUGGCAGCUCCUUGUAACACGUGGCUUCACUUCCGGGUGGCGCGCCUAACUGACGUAUCCGGUUCGCAAGAGGUCACGGAGUGUUGACGUGUUGUUAUGACAGAAGGCGAAGUUCAGCGCUGCUGAGGCUGCAGGAAUACGGUGGAAGGUGAGUGUAGCCUGUCUGUGUGUUGGUUCAGUGGGCUUUCUGUUUGUGUGUGUGUGUGUGUGUGUGUGUGUGUGUGGCAGGGGAGGAUAUUCUGUAAUAGUGAAUGCUGGGAGGGGGGCUCUAUCUGGGGACCAGGGGUGGAGGGUGUACUGUGUGAGUUGUGUGUUCUGGGGGAUGCUGUGUGAGUUGUGUUCUGGGGGAUGCUGUGUGAGUUGUGUUCUGGGGGAUGCUGUGUGAGUUGGGUUCUGGGGGAUGCUGUGUGAGUUGGGUUCUGGGUGCACUGUGUGAGUUGGGUUCUGGGUGCACUGUGUGAGUUGGGUUCUGGGUGCACUGUGUGAGUUGGGUUCUGGGUGCACUGUGUGAGUUGGGUUCUGGGGGAUGCUGUGUGAGUUGGGUUCUGGGGGAUGCUGUGUGAGUUGGGUUCUGGGGGGCGCUGUGUGAGUUGGGUUCUGGGUGUAGUGUGUGAGUUGGAUUCUUGGGGGUUCUUGGGGUGCUGUGUGAUUGAAGGUCUGUGCACUCUGUGUGUAAGUGACUAUUGCUAGAAUGACCGCAUGUCUCAGGAAGACAGUGGAAUGGAUACUUAGUUUAUUAAUAAGAUUUUAGGAGAACAGGCUGCACCAUAUGACUCAGUGAUGUUACUGUGUGAAAUCCUAAACUAUAGAAGCCUGGAAAGAUGUAGAAUUAUUUUGUGCUAGCUCUUAGCUGAAGCAUGAAUGCCACUAGCUGAAAGAAUUAAAAAAAAAUGUGCAGGACACUGAGGGAUUAGAAUGGUGAAACUGGACAUCAUGUUGAAUGAUGGAAAAUGUGAGAUAGUAAGGGAUGUUGUAUUAAGGUUUGGAUACAUGACAGUACCUGAUACAAUGUUAGCAGUGACUGAUGUUGAUAGAGGGGGUGAUAUGCAACACAGCGCUCUGUUAUACGUGAAAUCUACCACUCAUUGGUAUUUGUGACACUGUUUAGUAUAUGUGAGUAUGUUGCAUAAGCAAUUAAAAUCAGUGCACAUACUCCACAGUAAAUACCCUUCACUGAGAAACUAAUGGUGCUAGCAGAUAGGAUAUCACCUUGCUAUUAGUGUUCUGAUGAGCGUGAGUGUGUUUGUUUCUCUCAAUCUUAGUAUGGGAGUCUUUUGCUUUCUCACUGUCAGAGUUGAAAAGAACAUAUUAUUGCAGUACGUUGGUCUCUGGGAGGCCUGGACUUGCUCAGGUGUACAAGGUUCAUUGGUUGCCUACCAUGGAUGUCAUUGAGCCGGAGGAUCUCACAUCUUCCUCAUCCUCAUCAGUGGAUGUGGAAGCGGACUCAAGCCUCCUAGGCUCUCUUCCCAUCUUAUACUCUGUCAUGGUCACCAGGUGUCUCCAGGUUAGUAUUUGUUUCUGUGUGAGCUAGUGGUAGAACAUGUUGAUAUUGUAGGACCUUCGUGCAAUUAACGUCGGAAGCCCUUUCCACCUUUCUGAUAACAUGAUGAAAUCUGUAUGUGCUGUAUGUGCUGUUUUCAUCCAAUACUGCACGUUAUGUCUUUUCUCUAGGGAAUGUAUGGCAAAUUCAAUACCGAUAUUUGUUUGUGAUUAUUAUAAAACAUAUAUAUAUUUGUUUUACAUAGUGCUUAUACAUUGCUUUCUCCUGCUUUCUACGGCCUAAUUUUGUUUUACACUCAGUAACCUUGCUUAAGUGCCCAAGCAGAAGAGGGACAGUGACUCAGCGUAGAUAAUUAAACUGAGGCUCAGAGAUUCAGAUUUGCAAUCAUCUAAACUGGAUGGGCACAUUCUGUGCAAUUCUCUAAAGUAGCCACUGACUUGUGUUUAGUAAAUACACAAUUUUUUCAAAAAAUAUUAAAAUAAACAAUAUUACUGAAAGAGUAAUGUGAGGGGAUCUCAAGAAAAACUUGUCAGACCAUUCUUCAUAAACUACCACCUGCUUAAGAAAUUGGGAUGAGCCAUUUCUGUUCUAAAAGUCUGUAUAUUUUGUGGUACUAAGACACAGGUUUGAGAUCCUCUGAUGUGAGGUGUAUCAAUACAGACUUUGAAAAACAGUGAAUUGGUCUGCCAAUAUUCAUGAUGUGUAACAUGGAAAAUCUAUUUCACUGAUUCUACAGUUGCAGUACGGAAUGUUGCCAUAAGUAGGAUGUGCUAAUUCCACAUAACCAUCUAACACCUCCUUUUAUCAGAGGGUCUGGGGUCCUCUAUAUUUAAUGUAGCUAUUUGCCCACUGACCGCUUACACAAUCAGUGGACAAAUAUUGUGAAGUUCUUUCAAUUCAGCUGCAUGAUACAGGGGAGCAGAAAUCUCAGAAUUUGACUCUAGCAUUGCCAGGUGUGAAGCAAAUUGGUCAGCUAUCACAGUUUUAUAAAAGUUAAUUUGUACAACAUUUGGAUUAUGUCUUUUCUCAUUUUUAUUUUUAGCUGACACGUUUGCUCUGAGCUGUAUGAGUACGUUUGGCGUAGUCCUCCUGAAUUAACUUAACUUCUAAAUUGCAUUUCGCAAGUAUUGGAUUUGCAAUUCUCAUGAAAAGUUUCCAGCAUUUUUCUAAAUUCUAGGGCAGCAUGUUCCUUUCCCAACAUGUAUGACUCAGCAUUUCAUGCUUUUUAAGAUUAGAAAUUGAGAGUCCUACAAUUAUAUAAUUCCAACCCACAAGGUAGUGUCUGUGCUUUAUGAAUAAAAUUACUGCCAACAAAAUGUACCAGUGCAUGCGCUGUAUUAAAAUAGGUGAUAUUAUUAUUGCAGAGGAUUAUGUGAAAAUAGGUGCAACUCUGAAACAUGACUAGUUUUAUGCUUCCUGUUAUUCUCAACCAACGACAGAAUCUGAUAAUUGCUCAAGCUAAUAACCAAUUAUAAUACAUUAUUUGUUGCUUUUAUAUUUUAUGUAUGCCAUGCUGUACCCUGAUGCUACUUGCUUGUAUGCAUGGGCACGAAAGUAUUUAUGGGAAGCACUUGGAAGUACAAUAGCAGUAUGUGUAUGGUAUAUUUACCUUAUCAGAACAGAUAUCUCCUCCAAUACCACUUCAAUAGUUUUACUGUAGCAGGGUAAAAUGAAACUGUCACCAACAGAAAGGAAACCUUUCCUCUUUCAGAGCCGACAUAUAUACAGGGUUAAGCACUAAGGGGAGAAUUCAAGCUGAAUUUUAAAGUAAAAUUAAAAUUUAAGGUCAAACUAGCUGCACUGGAAGCAUUCUCUAAAUCAGCUAUGCUGUCCAUUCAGCUACUCUGGUCUUACAUUUUAGUGAAUGAGACUGCUAUGGUAGGUGGAAAACAUCACAGUUGAUAAAUGGUCUGUGUAUAAGGACAUCACUGUCUUGUUUCAUCUCUUGGUGCUUCUUCCACAUUCUCCUGUACAGUGCUACGUGCAAACUGUUUCACAACCAGGGACGGAAGUGAAAGCACUCUAACCUCUUUCUGCUGAAACACCACAUUUGUACAACAAUGUUCUUCUAAAUUGAAAGACGUUGCUAGGGUUCUGUUUAUCCUUCUCUCGUCUGCCCUUGCUUUUGUGCUAUUUAAUCUACACAUGUUUGUGUGAAGCAGGAUUUCGUUUCAGACUUAGCAAUGAUAUAUUCUUUGUGUUUCUGUGAAUAUUUGCUUGUAUAGAUUUUGUCAAUAAAGUGGUCUUAUGUAUAGCACAGAAACCUGUAUCUUAUAGCAUGCAUAUUAUUCUAUGUGCCCUCUUUUUUUUUUUUUUUAAUAUAUGUUUUUUGCUUUCUUUCUUUUUUUUUCCUUGCUUACCGCAUGUAGAGUUUGAAAAAAAAAAAUUGUGUACUGCAAGGUUCAUGCUGAUUAAUGCUUUAUAUUUUGUGGCUCUUUUUGAAGAUAAAUGGCUAAGAUUUUGUUUUGUUGUUUCUUUUUUUGUCUUGUGAUUUUUGGAUACUAUUUUACGAAAAUAUUUAUCCUUCCAUGUUUCAGUUAAUAUCUGCACUCCCUGAAGAUCUCAGACCUGGUGCGGAUUUCCAUGGUGUGCAAUGGGAAGUGGUCAUCUCAACUUUGUCAGUGGGCAUAAUCACUGUAUUCAUUUUCUUCUGGAGAACCUGCCUCUCCGUAAGUGGUUUGAAAACAUUAGCCUAGUAAUUGUUUUCUGCUACAUCCUAAGUAUCAAGAUAUUUUGUUUACGUAUUAUUUAUUCAUGUGCUUUGCACAGGUUGUCUUAAGUUAGCAUAUCAGAAAUCCCCUAAGCCAGGGCUCAAAAUUUCAACUAGUCUUCGGCGAGUGAAAAUUCAGCCUUAGUGAGUGUACCAUGGAUCCAGCAGUCUAUGUAUUGGAAAAUCUCUGAUUGGACAAUCUCAGAAAGUCUGGGAUUGGUAGGAAGAGCAGCGCUUGUAAAGGUUUAAGACGAGAUCUGCAGCUUUUGCAAGCUGUUUUUAGAUAUACCCCCUAAUGAAAAAAUGCAUAAUUAAAUGCAUGCACAUUUGCAUUGCGUUAUAUAUACUAAACAGUGAUUUUUAUUUUAUUUUUAUUUUUUUAUUUGGACAGUGACGUGUUCAUUAAAGCUAAAAUUAUUUUGGUGCUUAGAGCAUUCCUUUAAGUUGUAGCUAAAUUAAAUUAUUUUAAAGAUUUCAGAUAUUUUAUUUUACAUCAAAAUAAAAAAAAAAGAUUAAAACAAAAAAACAGACGACAGAUCCAUUUUCACAAUAAUCGAUGACGACUAUGCAGUGGUACAGUAUUAUUUAGUGGCAUCACAGAGUUUGGUAAUCAAGUGGUAUUUUCCGUAUCUGGCAUGGUGUCUUUAUAGAACAAAAUGGUAAUGGGUAAUAUUUUAGGGUGCAAAGUCAAAUAUCACUGCCCCAACAGAUUCCCUUUACUUUACUUUACAUACAACCACAAGUUCAACUGCUUGGACCGACUCACUGUGUAACCAGUGUAGAGCAUUAGUCUAGAAAGCUUUUAUUAGCACCUCAGUAAUCCUACUUGCUAAGGGAUACCUUUCAUUUACUGGCAUUGCUACAAACUGUGACCUUUGUGUAGAUCCAUAGAUAAUAAAGUGUUCUCUUUGCUACUAACACUCUGUCCUAUAUACUGAUUCUAUUUUUAUUUUUUUCCAGGUUAAAAGCCGAAUUUAUCAAGGUAAUGAUUGAAUUUCCUACUACUAUUUAACUUGGCAUUCUGUCAUUUAAACCCUGGGUUACUUCAGCCAUCCCAAAUAUAAUAGUCAUUUACUAAAGUGGGAAUUAUCAGGAUUCAAAGCGAAUUUCAAAUGUAAGGAUAGAAUAGCUAAACUGGAAAUUUUAUCCAACUACGCCAUGCUUCCUAGUUUGGAUUUUUGUGGCCUUUAAUGUGAACAUAGAAUUCCUGUAAAUGUUUCAGAGUAUCUCACAUAAUCACCAUGACUAAGCAGGGUACUGUAGGAAAACAUUUUUUUAUUAUAAAUGUAAUUUGUUGCCAUUAGUUUAUUUUAUUUUUUUGAAAGUGUUCACAAAAGGUUUGUGCAAACUUAUAAUGGCAUAAUAAAUCAUUGUAGUGUAUUGUUUAAGAACAUUAACAUUAAAUAAAGAAAUUUUUUUUUUUUUUUUUUUUUUACAUAAGUAAAAUGGCUAACCUAAUAAAUGGUACUUUCCCCAAGUAAUUUGCACUACAUGUUUGUACCAAUUUUGAUUAUUAUUAUUGUUUUUUUUAAAAAUGAUUUUCAAUUUGCUCUGUUUUCCUGUCUAUUACAUAGAUCAUUACCCUAUAUGUUGUCUAAUUGAUUUACAUCUGCUUUAUCCUGUAUUAAUUAACAAACCAUAUCAGUUCUAUUACUAGAUUAAAGUAGAUGUGGUUUUUAUUUUAACAGUUGACACUGGGUGGUAGUGAAACCAUUUGUAUAAUUAAUAGCUGUACUUUUCCAAGGCGCAAACCACCUGUACUGUUAGCCCAGCUGCUGGUUACUGUUUUAUACUGUAUUUCUUUGAAAACCACAAUGGUUUGUUUUCUUUCACAAAAUAUAAACCAUCCCUUACAUAUAAACGAAUUGCCAACGUGUCUGCUAAUGGCAAAUAUCUAAAUUCCUCAUAUUGUAUAUUUAUUUUAUCUGGGUAUACAAUGCAGCCUUCCAUGAAUUUUGAGUUUAUGUUAUGUUGUUUUAGUUUUUGCUAUUUUGUUUGUGUGAGUGUUAAACAAACUAUUUGGAUUCUUUUUGUUUAUUUGUUCUGUUGUUGUUUUUUCUCAUUUAGUGAAUGAAAAACAGCUUGCUGAGAAAAUAGCAAAUCUAAUGAAGGAAAAGAGCGAGGCUUUAGAGAAAAUAUCGGAGUACGAGAAAAAGGUAAUUACAAUUGUCAUAUAUUCUUUCAGUUUUAUUAAAAUCUUGUGGUUUUAUUUUACAUUUUUUAUAUUCGUAUUUAUUCAGGGUUUUGGUUUAUGUUGUCAUCAUUUUUAAAAAUUUUUCCCAUAGGUUAAAGAAACCAAAGAGUCUGAAACAUCUACACAGCAAAAGAGCACAGAUCUGUUAAAAGAAGCUAGAUCUCUUAAGGUAAGAAAUGUUUUGUUUUAGUUUUUUUGGGGGGGAGGAGUUAAUGAAAACUUAAAUAUGCUCUUGAAAUAGAUUUGAAGAUAAACUUUUUUUUCAUUUUAAGUUUUGCUAAAACCUUUUCCAUGGGCCCAUCGUGGAAGAUGGGUUGGAUGAAUAUUCACAGAUCAGUUCUCUGAUUACUUCCCUUUUUUUAUUCUCCUUUUUUAAACGUGUGUGUGUGUGUGUGUGUAUGUGUGUGUGUAUAUAUAUAUAUAUAUAUAUAUAUAUAUAUAUAUAUAUACUGUAACCUCGUUUGAGCAGAGUCUUCUUCAACCUAUCGUUCCAGUAAGGUUUCUUGUAAUUGUCCUAUUUAUAGUUAAAUCCCCCCUCUUAUAAUAUUGUAAAGCGCUACGGAAUCUGUUGGCGCUAUAUAAAUAGCAAUAAUAAUAAUAUAUAUUAAUAAAAAUUUAUAAUCAUUCAGAUUCUGUCGAUUUAAGACCAGCUCUAGGUUAGCAUUUGGGAAGCUGACCGGCCCACUUUAUAAUGGUUGCUUGAACACACAAUCCGUAUCUUGUUUUGAUACAUGCAUCUAAAAGAUUUUUGUUUAGUGAAUUUUUAUUUGGGUGCAUCAGAUAAACUAUCCCAAGUGAAUUACUGCUCACAAUGCAUCUGGCCAGCAAGUGACAUAUUAAUUUUAUAUUCUUCAGUCAUUUAUUUUUUCUUUUACAGGCAACAGUUAAAGAGUUGAAUGCUAACAACAAAACACUUGAUUCUAAAAUGAGGGAUUUAAUGUCUGAGCUAGAUGGUCAAAAAGAAGAGAACAAGAAAAAACAGGAAAUGGUAAGACAUGAAGACCACGAACAAGAUGAUUUCUUGGAUCUUUUCGUUUGUUUAUUUUUUUAAUCUUUUAUAUACGUAGUCUUUUUCAAGGGUGUCUGGCUGUGGCUGUCAUGCUGUUUAUUUUAUUUAUUUUUUUUAAUGUGGGAAUUUGUAGUGCUACAGCUGAAGGGCAAGGCUUGACACCCCUUUAUAUCCUUUUUUGUUUUUAACUUGUUAAAGCACAUAGAUUUUGACUAACACAAUAUACCGUGACUGAGAACCAAGAAGAGUCAAAUCUGUUUAAUACAUUAUGCAAUGUAAGUGCAAGGCCUUUGUACAAACUUUUUUUUUUUUUUUUUGUUAGCUUUAUGAAGGGCACAAAACUAUAAAACGACUUGAAGAACAGUUUGAGCAACAUGCAGCUGAACUUUCAGAGGUAAACCGUUACUAUUUUUUGUAAGAUUUAAUUAGCAACAUUUAUCUUUCCUUCUGGAUACAAUAUUCUUCAUAGACCAGAGGAAGUGGGGUAUUCGGAAGAGUAAACUUGCUUGUGCAGGGUCUUUGUCAUUUAAUUUUUCUGUUUGAAUUUUCUUUGUAUUCUUUUCUAUGCACUGGUUACUCAUUGUACAACUCUGUGAAACCUAUUGCUAUUUUUAUAAACCAUUGUGUAUAAAUAUUAGAUAUGUAUGCUCUUCACAUUUUUCGCUGUCAUGCCCCUGUUGUCAUCCCUGAUUCUGUGUUUUAAACUGUUUUUGUGUAGUUUAACAAAACAGGGAAUCCCUCAGGGGCCCUUGCUUGGCAUAUUGCUGUUGUGCAAGUUACAUUUUCACAUUAGUAAUAUCAACUCCCAUCCAUAUUUGGGCAGCAUUCAUUGGCUAAGCUCAUCAGAUGACACACAGUCCUUGUAUGCCAUCCAAAAGUGAUAUUAUUUAUGCAGAAGUGUUAUCUCCACAAGAGCAAUAUUCCAAGCGAGGGCAGGGCCCAUAGAUGCCCUGAGCAUCCUCAAUUGAUGUGAGGCUACUCAAAAACAAGUAGGGCACUGCACUAGGGAUAUGCUGGCACUGUAGCCACCACUACAGUGGGCUUUAGUGGUUAUGGUACUUAUGGUGCACAUUUUAUAGGACGAGUUUUAAUUUUUAUUUUUGUUUUGUUUUAUAUUUGCUUGACCAUUAUUAGUGUUGUUUUAAAGGGGCAAUGUAAGCACUGUAACUGCACCAUCUCAUUGAAGUGGUUAUGGUGUCCAGGUUUCACUGACACAGUCCUUCCAUUCAAUGUUAAACUGUUUUUAAUGUUUUAAUGAAAAUCAGAGUCCCAUGCAACCCAUCCCCUCUGUGCUGCUUGGGCUUAUGAGGAAGUGUUUGACAGAGGCAAUGGUGAUUAACUGAGAUUGUCAGAUGACUACUUGUAUUCUGUCUCAGCCACUAGUGCUGGUAUGAAUUUGUAUGGCUAGAAAGAAGUGUGUUAUCUCUGCUGUAGCCAUACCUCCAGUGGGGGCUGGGCAGUGGAUGGCCAGGGAUCCUCAUUAAACUGAUUUAAAAAACUGUUUUACACUGAAUGGAAGGACAGUGCAGGGGACACCAAGCACUAAAACCAAUUAAAUGAGAUGAAAUGGUUAUAGUGUCCCUAUCAGUCCAGCCCUCUCUUCUCCCCUAUCCACUAUAAAUGAUUACAUUACAAGCUUUGUUCGUGCAUUUUUCGUUUGUUUUUCGUGGUGUACAAUGUAUAGAAUCUUAUAUUUGUGUAUGUGUUAUAGUUCCAGAUUGCCUUAAAUGAGUCAAAAAUGAGAGAACAGAAGGUCCGAUCAGAUCUGCGCGGUGUGCAGGAGGAGAAUGCCAGACUGAAGGAAAGGAAGGAACAGGUAUGUUCCUGAUCUGCUUGUUCUGUGUAGCAUGGGCUUUAAAUCAAAACUGAAGCACAAAGUGACACAGAGGCAAAAAAAAAACCCAAAACAACAAAACCUAGUGUGUCUUUUAAGGAGUGUCUUUUUUGUCAAUAGAAAUAAAAAAGGAUUUUGAGCCUCAACUAGCCUCUUUACGUGGCACGAGGUAGUCAAGUACCUUGCCAACACAUUAGACAAAUCAUAGAAGUAGUCUACAGGUUGAUCACACUGCACUAAAACUCCCACUUUACCCGAUUGCAAAUUGCUCCGUUAUAAGGAUAAGACCUGAUUCACAAGUCGAACAGGCACAGUACAGAUAUUUGUCUGCUACACUAAACAUCAGUGUCAUUGUGUCCAUCCAUUAAUAUUCUUUUACUGUUCUGUGUGUUUCAGCUGUUAAAAGAAGCAGAGGGUUGGAGUGAGCGACAGCGGGAGCUGGAUGAACAGAUACAUCUGCAGCAGAAAUCUCACAAAGACAUGGAGGAAGCUCUGGCUUACAAGGAAAAUGAGAUAGAGGUUUGUGUUUGUGUUUGUUUAAUUUUAGUAAAAGUAUGAUUGCUUGCUAUUGCUGUACUGCAACCUAAAGAUUGGCAGUUGCCUACGAACAUGUUGUCUACGAUAGCAGUGUUCUGUUUAAAGGAACUGCUUCCCAUUGAACAGAUUGUAACUGACGUGGUCUAUUAAAUCAUAUCAGUCAUCACUGCAGUGAUAGUAUGUUUAAUAGGACCAGUUACCUGUGGCCAAAUCCAGUUAAUCAGCAUUGUUUGCCAAUGCCAGUUCAGAAAAUCUCACUUGAAUUAUAGCCACUAAUGGCUGUACUAAGUGUUCUCAUAUGCCUCUCAUUAAUACUUGUGGGAAAACAUUUCAUACACAUUUUAAAAACUUCGCUUUCACACUCAUUUUCUAAUUGCAAGUGAUAGUAAAGGGUGACAAGAGGAGAGAGAAUCUGUCCCAAAUAGAUGGCAAAAAAUAAAGAAUUGUUAAAAUCUUUAAGAUACUUUUAUUAUGAAAUUCAAAAACAACGAACAAACACAUGCUACACUUUCCACACUAAAAUAGUGUGGUAGUGUGUUCUAAAUGAACUAGGUAGACAAGAGUGAGGAUAAUAUACAAUUGGAUGGGGGAGUGAAGAACAAAUAAACAGAUACAGACUGGGUGGAGAUAAAACUCCAGGGUAUAAAGAUACACCCCAGUAGAAUAGCUGCGAGAGACUGUGUGCCUAGAUAAAGGAUACACAGUAGUUAAUUCAGUACCAUGUAAUGAAAUAAUGUUAGAAUGGUAUGCCAGAAAAUGUAUCAGGGAGAUUGAUACUAUUGAAAUGUUUUACCGAUGUACUAUAUUCCGAAGCUACAAGUAAUCCGAUAUAUCACAGGUGUUGAGCUGCGUUACUCAGUAAAUUGCCAUCUGAGAUUCUGACAACACGACAUAGAUGCAUUUGAAUUGUAUCAAUCUCCCUGAUACAUUUCUGGCAUACCAUUCUAACAUUAUUUCAUUACAUAAUUACAUAAUUGUAUAUUAUCCUCACUCUUGUCUAUCUAGUUCAUUUAGAGCACACUACCACACUAUUUUAGUGUGGAAAGUGUAGCAUGUGUUUGUUGUUUUUGAGUUUCAUAAUAAAGUAUCUUAGAGAUUUUUAUUUAACAUUUUUUUCUUUUUUGCUAUCUAUUUGGGACAGAUUCUCUCUCCUCUUGUCAUUACUCACCCUAGGGUUACCCCCUUAUCUGAUCCCACCCCAUUACAUGUGUACCAUUGUUGGGCCAUCAGCUUUAAAAUUUGAUAGUAAAGGGUGGUUGUGGUUCUUAACUAAACAAUCUAUGCAUCUGUUUUCAUGGUAGAAUCCUGGAUGCUUAUAUGUAAGGUGGAUGAGAUGAGAUGUUUGUGUUUGUAUUUGUAUUCCUUACACAUCCCCUUCUUUUUCAAAAUAUGUGCUUGAUGCAGGGGACAGCAUGUCUGCCUCAUUUGUUCCACUUAAAAACUCUGUGCCUAUCGUUUGUUGUUUAAAUUUCACAGCAAAAUGAGUUCUUAGUAGGUUAGCAGAUUAUUUUGUUUUUGAAAUAAAUAUAUUCAGAAUCAACUAUCAUAGCCAUCUAUAAACUGACUUACUGUGACCUUCCUCCAUAGGUUUUGACAAAUUGCAUUAUGCAGUUAAAACAGUUUGAAGAAGAUUCCGCUGGUGAUGAAGGAAACUGGCAGGAAUCAGGAGAUGGGGAACUGGCGAAUGGAGAACUUCCAGGUACUCUAACCUUAAGGAGAUGCCACUUUUUUUUCUUCAAGCAAAGUACAUUUUUGCAGAGAAUUUGUUGUCAGUGAUGUGGAAGAAGAACAAAGCCAGUUCAUCCUUCAUAUUGCUGUAACCAGCAGUACCCUGUUGUUAAUGAGUGUGGGACUUGGCUUUCUCUGUAUGUGGCAUUGCCAAGUAUAUUUACAUGUGGUACACGUGUGCUGAUUAUGUCACAACCAGUUCUAUAUGCUGGUACAUACGAGAAACAGCAUUGUCACAUAUAAAAUAUUAAAUUAAAAAUUCAAGUGAUUAGGGGUAUUUUGGCAUUUACAUGGUGCUGCAUAUAAAACAAAUGCUUAUUAAUUUACUUCCAGACACACGCAAGGAGAAAAUGAAGACACAGAUCAAGCAAAUGAUGGAUGUUUCAAGGGUAUGUUUCAUUCCAACUGUUCUGAUAUGUGUGUUUGGAGAUUGAAAUCAAGUCUCCUGUACAAUACAUCAUAAGCAAAAAAAAAUAUCUAUAAAACUAUUUAGUAGUACUUAAAUGCAUACUUUUAUGACCAUGGGGUUUGUACAUUUAAUAAUUUUAAUUGUGGUAAAUAAUCAUUGUGAAUGCAGAAUAUGGUGCACAUUGCAGAUUUUGAGAGCUUGUUAAUUCAGUAUAAUAAACAACAAUGGCUAACCUUGGCAUGGCAAGUAUUUGUGUACUGCAUGCCCUACGAUCAGUGAUGUAUUUUUUGGUUUUGUGCGGCAUGACUAAACCUGGGAACCCCCUAAUCUAAAUUUGCCCCACGCUACCCCUGAUUAAGAACCCACCCCUUCAUCUUUAGACUCAACCUUUUCCUACUCCUUUUUAAAGGGAUACCAUAGUGCAAGGAAAGCUUUCCUGGCACUAUAGUGCCCCCCGCCCUCCUGUUCUCCCUCCCCCUCCUCCCCCUCACUCGGCACUGAAGGGGUUAAAACUACUUCAGUCAUUUACCUGAAUCCAGCGCCGAUAUCCCUCCGCGCUGGGUCUGGCUCCUCCUCUACGCUUACAUUAGACUUCCCCAUAGGAAAGCAUUGUAACCGUUCUUUCCUGUGGUGAUUUAGCAGAUGCUGGUUGUCCUCAUGCACAGCAUGAGGACGUCCAGCAUCAGUUAGGCAACUUUUGGUCGCCUAACCACCCAGAAGAAGUUAACCCCUCAAGGUAAUUAUUGCAGUUUCUUAGAAACUGCAAUAAUUAAACCUGCAGGGUUUAGGAGAGUGGGACACUGCACCCAGACCCCUUAAAUGAGCUGAAAUGGUCUGGGUGCCUAUAGUUUCCUUUUAAGCACACACUCUGACAGGCACACACACAGACGUCACUGACAGACACAGACUCUCUGAUCUGACACACUCAUAAAUUAACAGACAUACGCAGACUGACACACUCAUUGAAAGACACACACUGACCGUCACACACAGACUCAAUGAAAAAGACUCUCUCUGAUUUGACAAUUACAUUCACAUGCACACUCAGACACACACACAUACACUCAGUCACUCACACUCAUACAGACACACACACUCAUACAGUCACACUCACACUCAGACACAUGCACACACAUUCACAGACACACACAUACAUUCACAGACACACACAUACACACACUAAUUGUUAAUAUUAUUAUAAUACUUAAAAAAAUUUCACCCACCCUUCCUACCUGUUGUUGGGGGUCCAGUGGGGCUGCUGUGAGAGCUGUGCAUGUGGCUGUGUUAAAAUGAAAGGCGGCGAGGGAGCUGUGAUCUCCCGCUUUGCUCCAUCGCACGUAGCGGGCCAUCUACUGAUGCCAGGAGCUGGAAUUGCUUCAUAUUCGGCCUCAGCAAUAGGCGCACGAGGGAGCAGAGCAGGGAGAUCUCAGCUCCCUUGCCACCUUUCAUUCUAACACAGCCGCAUGCCCCCCCAUGACAGGGGGAAACACUGGGGGUGGUAUUUUUUUGCUGCGCAUUGGUUAGUGCUGCCCAAGGCAAAUGCUUAGUUUGCCUUGGGCUAAAUCCAGCAAUGCCUAUGAUGCUUAGCCAGCCACCAUUAAAAAGUAUAUUAAUCGAUUUUUGAGGCUGCUUAAGUUUCCAGAAAAAUGUUAAGCCAUUUUGUUUUUAAAAACUCAUGUACUCUGGGUUUUAGGGAAAAAAGCCAAUUUUUACUAACCUGGGUCUCUUUAAUAACAGGUAAAAACCACUUUAUCUAUAAUUGAAGAAGAAAAAGAUCUUUACCAAAGAAAGCUGAGUGAUGAAAUUAGUGCACGACAUGAAUUGGAAGGUAAGUUUAACCACAACCGAGUUAUUGUACCAGUCGCCCGCAGUGUGAUUGAUUCGCAUCUAGCAUGAUCGAACUGGCCCUGGAUGGGAAAUUAUAAGAUUGAUCAUUUAACAGUACUGAUAAAAGGACUAUAUUCCAUAAUUUGCUUCUGAGAAUCUUCUACAUUUUUUUUCUCUUUGAUAUUCCCACUAGUAAAUAUAUAAUCUUAUUGCUAAUUACAACCGAAUCUCUGUAUAGGAUGUCCCUUCCCAGCACAGAAGGGUAGUAUGAUAUCAUUCAGAUUGUUUUAUGACAACCACAUAGAGCUAUUGGCCCCCAGGCUAAAAAGAAGAGAAAAAAGAAAAGGAAGAUUAAUCAUAACUAGUGCCCUAGUUAUCCCCCCGCCUCAGUAUGACUGGCAUGUAUGGAGUGUGAUUGAACUAGGUCAAGUGGGAACGCUAUAAGAUUCUACAUGUCACAAUACUUAUGUAGGACUACACUUUUUAUUUCCUUUUUAUGGUCUGAACUUAUACAUUAUUCUUGCAUCUUAAAGGACCACUAUAGUGCCAGGAAACCAUACUCGUUUUCCUGGCACUAUAGUGCCCUGAGGGUGCCCCCACCCUCAGGGACCCCCUCCCGCCCGGCUCUGAAAAGGGGAAAGGGUUAAAAACUUACCUUUUUCCAGCGCUGGGCGGAGAGCUCUCCUCCUUCUCUCCUCCUCCUCUCCGUUCCUCCUCCUGGGCUGAAUGCGCACGCGCGGCAAGAGCUGCGCGCGCAUUCAGCCCGUCGCAUAGGAAAGCAUUUACAAUGCUUUCCUAUGGACGCUUGCGUGCUCUCACUGUGAAAAUCACAGUGAGAAGCACGCAAGCGCCUCUAGUGGCUGUCAGUGAGACAGCCACUAGAGGAUUAGGGGAAGGCUUAACCCAUUCAUAAACAUAGCAGUUUCUCUGAAACUGCUAUGUUUAUAAAAAAAUGGGUUAACCCUAGAAGGACCUGGCACCCAGACCACUUCAUUAAGCUGAAGUGGUCUGGGUGCCUAGAGUGGUCCUUUAACUUAAAUGCAAUCCCCAUCGUUGACCCAGUAUAUUUAGGGUACAACAUCUGCUUGUUUAAUGGAUUUUCGUAUAAAGAAAGUUUUAUAUGUAAUUGAGUUAUUGUAAAAACUGCAUCAUUUAAAUGUCUUGUUGCUUUUGCAAUUUGGUGUGGCAUUUGCUUAUAUUUUACAAAUCAAAAAACACCAAGACUGAGGUUUAAUGAUUUCAUGUAACGAUCCAGUUUAAACACAAAAUGUAAUCUCGAUUUUAUUAUUUAUUUUGUUGAAAGGGGAUUAGAGAUCCCUAAAAAUUACAUACAACUUACAAAAAAAGUAUUUUUUUUUUCUAUUGAUUUCGUAACCAAUUGCAUAAAUAUUUGCUGUUUAGAUAUCAAUGAUCACUUGGUAUCCCUUGUCUUGACAUUCUUAUGAAAGGGUUUAAGUUAUUUGCAAAGUUCAUACCAUAGUUAUGACGCUGUAAAUGCUAUGCAGUGGAAGUUGUUUUAAAUAUGGCUUUUUUAUAUGUGAAACUGAUAUCUGAACAGCAACAUCUUCGAUGAACAAGGUGUAUAAUUGGCGCUCCACUGUUGUAUGUAUAUUUCAUUUGUGGUUUGAUGCAUGUUUUUGGUAAGGUGUGAAGCUGCCUAAUUUAAAGCUAUCACAUAUUAGCGUGCACUCUCUAUAUAUUCUCCAGAACAAAUUAAACAACUUCAACACGACGGCAGCGCUUUGCACUCAGAAAAGACACAUCUGGACAACGAAUGCAAAACUCUGAGACAGAAAGUAGAGAUUCUCACUGAACUUUAUCAACAGAAGGAAAUGGCACUACAGAAGUAAGAAGUAUUUCUAGCUCUAUUAUCUACACGUUUUGCGCAAUAAAAGUUCAACUCCAUUACUUUUGAUAUCCGUGUAAAUUCUGCACACCAUAAGCCAUUAGACAUUGCUAGCUGGGAGCAAGGUCUGCUUUGUCCCUUUAUACUUCGAAGUAGAUUUUUCCCUUGUGUGCUCGGCUAUUCACAGCUUUCUCACUACAGGCAUUAAAUUACAUUGUUCACUGGACAAAGUGUGGAAUAGUGCUCUUCUCACUAAGGGAUUAACAUUUAGGAAUUGUUUACUAAAAACCAUUACCAUUUGUUUGUAAUGUACUUCAUGAAUCUCAAAAGCAGACAUUGUCUGUGUCUGAGUCUGCCUGUUUUGUCCCACUUACCUACAUUUUGUAACCUUCCUUAAUGUAAUAAUGUAAACAUUUACAGUAAAGAUUUGCCGUUUGCAUUGUGCAUGCCUUUAGCACUAAGAAGGAGAAUACACUCCGUUAUUAUUUUCCGAUCCUCUUAUGUCAACUUAUAUUUCUGUGAUUCCAGAAAACUUACUCAGGAGGAAUAUGACCGUCAAGAAAAGGAGCAAAAGCUGUCUGUGGCCGAUGAGAAGGCCAUCCUCGCCAGCGAAGAAGUGAAAAUAUACAAGUAUGUCUGUUUUUUUGGGUUUUUUUUAUGCUUUCUGGCUUUUAAAGCAUAUUCUGAAUUGGGGUUUUAAUAUUUCUUGCAAAGGAAGCUCUUCAGACAUAGUUCCUUGGAUGUGCAAGGUUGUUUUUGUUAGUUUAUCAUGAUCUUCCUAAAGAUGAAGGAAUAGUUAAGAGUUGGUAAAAAUUAUGUUUUGGGUUCAGAAAAUAUAUUGAUUUGCAUUGGAAUACAAUGGAAUGUUUUUGCUGACUACUUCAGAUUUAGAACUUUGCCUUUGAUAUGUGCUCUAUACAGAACCCUACCUUUACGCAACACCUAUAGCUACACUAAAAACCAGACUGUUAGAACACUAUAGGGUCAGUAACACAAACAUGUAUUCCUGACCCUAUAGUGUUAAAAUCCCCUCUUGCCUCCCUAAAUAUAGUAAAAUCUUAUUUGUAAUCAAGUCUGUAGCUGCUGGAUCUGUCCCUGUCUGCCUCUGACCUGCCUGCUGUCUGCUGACUUUAUCAGAAGUGGUGGUCUGAGCCAAUCACAAUGCUUCCACAUAGGAUUGGCCGAGACUGUCAAGGAGGCAGAUCAGGGGCAGAGCCAGCACAAGUCAAACACAGCCCUGGCCAUUCAGCAUUUCCUCAUAGAGACCAAUUGUAUCAAUGCAUCUCUAUGAUGAAAGUUUUUAGUGUCUGCAUGCAGAGGGUAGAGACACUGAAUGGCUGUGCUGCUUACUGAGCAGCACUGCCCCAGGAUCCCCUCUAGCAGCCAUGUGAGGAGUGGCCAGUCGAAUUAUCACUAGGCUGUAAUGUAAACACUGCAUUUUCUCUGAAAAGACAGUGUUUACAGCAAAAAAUGCCUGAAGGGAAUGAUUCUACUCACCAGAACAAAUACAAUAAGCUGUAGUUGGUAUAGUGACUAUAGUGUCCCUUUAACUAAAUGUUAGUAGUGAGGGACUUUGUAUUUCAGUUCUUCAAUUAAAUACAGUCUGGCUAUGGAAGCUAUAUGUAAUUCAUUUUUUUUAUUUUAUUACGUGUUGGAAUUAAAGACAGCGAAUUCAGGAAAUGGAAGAAGAAUUACAGAAAACCGAAAGGUCAUUUAAGAACCAGGUAAAGUGGGGUGUAUUAGAGUUGACUAAUUGCUUGUGCAGGAUACACUCCGCCAGGCUGCAGUAUUGCACUAUGCUCAGGUAACACACGCCUUCUAGUUGCAGUUCAUACUUUGUUCAUGUAGCGCACACCUUCUAGUUGCAAUUCAUACUUUGUUCAGGUAACACAUGCCUUCUAGUUGCGGUUCAUACUUUGUUCAGGAAACACAUACCUUCUAGUUGCAGUUCAUAUUUUGUUCAGUUAAUGCACGCCUUCUAGUUGCAGUUCAUAUUUUGUUCCGGUAACGCACGCCUUCUAGUUGCAGUUCAUACUUUGUUCAGGUAACGCAUGCCUUCUAGUUGCGGUUCAUACUUUGUUCAGGUAACGCACGCCUUCUAGUUGCAGUUCAUACUUUGUUCCGGUAACGCACGCCUUCUAGUUGCAGUUCAUACUUUGUUCAGGUAACGCACGCCUUCUAGUUGCAGUUCAUACUUUGUUCAGGUAACGCACGCCUUCUAGUUGCAGUUCAUACUUUGUUCAGGUAACGCACGCCUUCUAGUUGCAGUUCAUAUUUUGUUCGGUAACGCACGCCUUCUAGUUGCAGUUCAUACUUUGUUCAGGUAACGCACGCCUUCUAGUUGCAGUUCAUACUUUGUUCAGGUAACGCAUGCCUUCUAGUUGCAAUUCAUACUUUGUUCAGGUAACACAUACCUUCUAGUUGCAGUUGAUAUUUUGGUCAGGUAACACAUACCUUCUAGUUGCGGUUCAUACUUUGUUCAGGAAACACAUACCUUCUAGUUGUAGUUCAUAUUUUGUUCAGGUAACGCAUGCCUUCUAGUUGCAAUUCAUACUUUGUUCAGGUAACGCACGCCUUCUAGUUGCGGUUCAUACUUUGUUCAGGUAACGCAUGCCUUCUAGUUGCAAUUCAUACUUUGUUCAGGUAACACAUACCUUCUAGUUGCAGUUGAUAUUUUGGUCAGGUAACACAUACCUUCUAGUUGCGGUUCAUACUUUGUUCAGGAAACACAUACCUUCUAGUUGUAGUUCAUAUUUUGUUCAGGUAACGCAUGCCUUCUAGUUGCAAUUCAUACUUUGUUCAGGUAACGCACGUUCUAGUUGCAGUUCAUACUUUGUUCAGGUAACGCAUGCCUUCUAGUUGCAAUUCAUACUUUGUUCAGGUAACACAUACCUUCUAGUUGCAGUUGAUAUUUUGGUCAGGUAACACAUACCUUCUAGUUGCGGUUCAUACUUUGUUCAGGAAACACAUACCUUCUAGUUGUAGUUCAUAUUUUGUUCAGGUAACGCAUGCCUUCUAGUUGCAAUUCAUACUUUGUUCAGGUAACGCACGCCUUCUAGUUGCGGUUCAUACUUUGUUCAGGUAACGCAUGCCUUCUAGUUGCAGUUCAUACUUUGUUCAGGUAACGCACGCCUUCUAGUUGCAAUUCAUACUUUGUUCAGGUAACACAUACCUUCUAGUUGCAGUUGAUAUUUUGGUCAGGUAACACAUACCUUCUAGUUGCGGUUCAUACUUUGAUCAGGAAACACAUACCUUCUAGUUGUAGUUCAUAUUUUGUUCAGGUAACGCAUGCCUUCUAGUUGCAAUUCAUACUUUGUUCAGGUAACGCAUGCCUUCUAGUUGCAGUUCAUACUUUGUUCAGGUAACGCAUGCCUUCUAGUUGCAGUUCAUACUUUGUUCAGGUAACGCACGCCUUCUAGUUGCAAUUCAUACUUUGUUCAGGUAACACAUACCUUCUAGUUGCAGUUGAUAUUUUGGUCAGGUAACACAUACCUUCUAGUUGCGGUUCAUACUUUGUUCAGGAAACACAUACCUUCUAGUUGUAGUUCAUAUUUUGUUCAGGUAACGCAUGCCUUCUAGUUGCAAUUCAUACUUUGUUCAGGUAACGCACGCCUUCUAGUUGCGGUUCAUACUUUUGGGCAGAUAAUGCACACCUUCUAGUUGUGGUUCAUACUUUGUUCAUGUAGCGCACACCAUCUAGUUGCAGUUGAUAUUUUGGUCAGGAAACGCAUACAUUCUAGUUGCAGUUCAUACUUUGUUCAGGUAAUGCACACCUUUUAGUUACAGUACAGCACACUGCACAGUUAACACACCCUCCAGGUGCAGUGCAGCACUCUUAAACAGGUGGAGGGUCCAUAACACUCCAUGUACAGUAAGGUAGUCUGAAAUAGGGAUGCACACCAUUCAAGUGAAUGGUAUGUUAAGAAGGUAACACACAUUCUCCAGAAUGACACUCUGAGAAGGUUUGUAACACCUUAAUGUACCGUAUUUUUCGCUCCAUAAGACGCACCUCAUCAUAAGAAGCACCUAGUUUUUAGAGGAGGAAACCCAGAAAAAAAAAUAUUCUGAACUGUUCCAUAGUGUUUCUUACUAUGGGACAGUGUGUUCAGAAUAUUUUUUAAAGGAAUUUUUUGUUCCUUACCACCCACUCCCCUCCCCUGUCCCAUAAUGAUCUUUAAACCCCCCUCCCCUGUCCCAUAGUUAUCUUUAAACCCCCCUCCCCUGUCCCAUAGUUAUCUUUAAAAACCCCUCCCCUGUCCCAUAGUUAUUUUAACCCCCCUUUCCUCUGUCCCAUAGUGAUUGUUAACCCCUCCUCCCCUUGUCCAAUAGUGUUCUCAAUCCAUAGUGUUCCCCCCCCUUGUCCCAUAGUGCACUUUCCCUCCCAUAGUGUCCACCUUGUCCCAUAGUGUCCCCCUCCCCUUGUCCCAUAGUGUCCCCCUCCCCUUGUCCCAUAGUGUCUCCUCCCCUCCCCUUGUCCCAUAGUCCCAUAGUGUCCCCCCCCCCCUUGUCCCAUAGUGUCCCCCCCUGUCCCAUAGUGUCCCUUGAAUUAGUUGCCUGUCUUGUGCGGCUUCACAGCGCGCUCCGCGGUACAGGAACUUACAUUUCAGUUUCCGGCGGGACUGAAAAGAAGUGUGCACACUGAGUGUGCAUUUCCUUUCAGUCCCGCCGGAAACCGGAACCUGAAAUUGAAGUUCCUGUACCGCGGAGCGCGCUGUGCUGCCGGCCCACGCUACAAGACAGGUAAGUAAAGCUUCACAUUCGCUCCAUAAGACGCACAGACAUUUCCCCUCACUUUUGAGGGGAAAAAAGUGUGUCUUAUGGAGCGAAAAAUACGGUAGUUACAUUUACUGUUAAACAUGCUUACUUUAUUAUACAGCACAUACUAAUAACCUUUUCCUGUUUUUAAGAUUGCUAGUCAUGAGAAAAAAGCACACGAAAAUUGGGUGAGUAUGUUUACAUAUCUCGAUCUAUACUUAUUUUGCGGUUUUUAAAAAUGACCUGCACUUUUUUAGUUUAGGUUCACCUUAAAGUAAACAAUAGUUGUAGAUUAUCUUAAUCCAGACAAAAAAACAUAUUUGUUCCUUUUGACAUUAGUGUGCUAAAGCCGGUGAGUCAGUUUACUGUAAGAUAAUUGGUAGGUACUGCACAUCUUCCAACACUUAAUACUCCCUCAAGGCUGUAGGGUGUGUAGCUAACAAGUGCCAGUAUUAAAGACAUUCAUCUAUUUAUUGUAAAUACAGGAAGUAAAUGUGUUCCAAAAUGUAUUGGUCCCUUUGGAUGCCAAGUGUAAUGUCAAUAAAUUCCCUGGGAAUCUCGCAUCAGGCCCGAGUUGCUCAAUGAAUGUGGGUGUUGCCAUGGUAACACGGCAAGUAGUUUUGCAUAAAGACAAAUGGUGUAUCUAUCUCAUUGAGGUGCUCAUAACCAUGGCAACAUGCAGUUUGAUGUAGUAAAAAGGUAUUUCUGUCAUGGUUUGAUCGUCACUGCAUUAAUUACAGCCGGCUGGAAAUGGCAUUAAGCACCAGCCGGUAUCACAGGUUUGCACAACUUUGCCUAUUGUGGUUAUAAGUAAAUAAUCGCAAGUGAAUCCUUUUCACGGAUACAUCAUAUUCAGUAAUGCAUAAUGGGCUACCCAUAAUGCAUUACUGAAUAUGAUGUAUCCGUUAAAAGGAUUCGCUUGCACCCUUUUAUUAGACAAACAUCUUGCAUGUUGAUUAGAUUAUAGAAAAAGAUGCAUUCAUUACUUCCCCCAAACACUAUCUAUUUUGUCUUCAUUUCCAGCUCGUUGCACGGACGGCAGAAAGAACUUUGGCUGAAGAGAAAAGGGAGUGUGCAAAUCUAAGGCAAAAGUAAGAUUUUAUUAUGUUAAAGGAACACUUCUAUUUACAGUUGUUACUUCAUUUAGGCAUUUACCUAUGACACGGACCCCUCUGUGUUUCUUCUUCACUAAUCACUAAUAAACUGUAUUAAUGCACCAGUGCUCUUGCUUCUGUUUUCUGUAUAAUAAUAAAAAAAAUAAAAAAAGAACAAUCAAACAUUAGUAUUACAAACCUGUAUUCUUAACGCUUCAAUGACCCUGUCCCUAGUUAUACACUUUACUGCCCAUGUCCCACCACACACACACUGGAAUUUUACUCUGUCUUUGCAGAGGAAGUCCCUCCAGUGGCUGUCCAUGUAAAAUUAACUGAAGGUGUGUUUAUAUGUUUACGGUCAAAUGGGUUGUUUCUGCAAAACUGUACUGCACUUAAGCCACUUCACUGAGAUGAAAUGGCUUGGAUGAUGGCAAGGAACUGGAAAUUACCCUAAUGUUCCGUGUUGGGAUCUAGUUAAAGAACAACUAGUAUAUUAGUUAAAGAUGGAAAUAGGAAUUAUACCAGCAGAUAGGAAACGGUUAAAAGAAUGGUUGUGUAAAAUAGAACAGACUUAAAGGACCACUAUAGUGCCAGGAAAACAAACUUGUUUUCCAGGCACUAUAUUGUCUUUGGGUCCCCCCCACCCUAUGGGUCCUCCUCCCGCCAGGCUGACAGGGGAUGAAGGGGUUAAAUUCUUACCUUUCUCCCUCUGCACUGGGGAUUCUCCUCCCUCUUCCGACAUCAUCCGUUGAAUGCGUAAGUGCGGCAAGAGCCGCACACGCCUUCAGUCAGUCCAUAAGAAUGCUUUCCUAUGGACGCUGGCAUCUUCUCACUGUGAAAAUCACAGUGAGAAUCGCGGAAGCACCUCUAGCAGCUGUCAAUGAGACAGCCACUUGAGGCUGGAUUAACCCUAGUGUAAACAUAGCAGUUUCUCUAAAACUGCUAUGUUUAUAGCAGGCAGGGUUAACUCUAGAUGGACCUGGCACCCAGAUCACUUCAUUAAGCUGAAGUGGUCUGGGUGCCUAUAGUGGUUCUUUAAGUGUUUAAAUCUAACCCCCUGAAUACAAUAUGAUCUGUCGAAAUCCUAGAUAUUCUAGUUUCACCUGCAGGGAUAAUCCAGAAUAGUUUUAUAAUAUUAAAUGUUGUUUAGUGAUGUAUUGUCCGUUAUGUGAUGUAAUAUUCAAGUUUUGAAUAUGAGCAAUGUGUUAAAGUAACGGAUAUAGAAGAAGUUAUUACACUACUUUAUAUAUACAAACACAUAACUUUGUCUAUGUUGUAUGGUAUUGUCUUGUGAUUGUAUACUUGUAAAACAUUUUUUAAAAAUAAAGAUUAAAUAUGAAAAAAAAAAAAGAAAUGGCCUGGAUGAUUUUAGUGGUCGAUUAAGGACUGCUGACACUUCAAUGUUCCAUUGUGCUUUGGUCCCUACAGACUCUGCACCAGUAUGGAAUGUCCUGCUUAUUUAGAAUUUGCAGAUCUAUGUGUGUUUUGUUCCCUACAGACUCUACACCAUUAUGGAAUGUUCUGCUUAUUUAGCAUUUGCAGAUCUAUGCAAUACUGUUUUAUUUAAAUGAGUGGGGCAUUCCAUUUGAUAUGACAUUUGUCAAUGUUUCUUAAGGGUAGACAUGCAUACUAAAAUUGUUAAAUGAACCUCCUGUUUUCCACUCCUCAUCUCCAUCUAGAUUGUAUGUUCCCACAGAAGUAGGGCCUUCAGCUCCUCCUGGAUUUGUUUACCAAGUGUUAGAUUGUCUCUUAUAUGUAUUGUACAUUUUGUCUUUUUCUUACGUGUACCAAUUUGUAUUUAUGGACAGCACUGCGGAGUAUGUUAGCGAUUUCUAAAUAAAGUAUAAUGAUAAAUGAAGUAUAUUACAAACUCCUAUUACUUUUAUUGAUCAUGUUGAAAUAAAUAAAUACACUUACAGAGUUAUUCACUGAAGUGAGAAUUGUCUGCAAUUGAAAGAGCGUUUCAAAUUGAUGCUAAAGUAACUGAAUUAAAAGCAUUGCGGACUUGGAGAUUUUUUCCAGCUCAGCUACUCUGGCCUUAAAUUUUGUUUGUAAUAUUAUUGUGCAUAUAUUUUUCUUGCUUACAACACUCCCUCUACAUGGAGCUUCAUUCAGGCAGUAUGUGUGUAGUUAAAAUGUGUACUGGCUGUCCUGUAUUCUAGCAGUAGCUGAUACAUGCUAGUUAAAUAGGUUAAACAAGAUUCUUAGAAUUCUACCUGCAUGCUUCUUCUUGGCUAUUUAGUUGUGAAAGUUUAACCCGUGCUGCUAUCUAUGCAUUACAGAGCCAAUCUGAAUUUCAUUCAAUAACCUAAAAUAGCCUACCAUGAUUAGAAAGUACAAUGGACAUUUUAAUGUUAACCCUAUUGCUAUGCCCUUGCAUGACAAAUCGGUGGGUGUUACUACAAUGAAAGAGAACUAAUCUAACUAUAAUAAGUGCCACUCAUUAUUCUCAGUGUUUCAGAACUGCCUUUUUAUUUAUGCAGUGGAUUUCUUUUUUUCCAGAUUGAUUGAAGUAAACCAAAGAAUUGCAGCUCUGCAGAGACCUUCCAUAGUAAAACCCAAACCGGGCAGACCUGAUCAUCAGCCACCUGUGAGGAGAGGUAUAGAGCUUCUCAUUGCAAUUUGUACACAGAGUGACUACUUACACGCCACAUAAGAGAAAAAAAUGUAUAGUUUUUUGUUUUAGGUACAUUUGUGCACAUUUAAAAAAUACUUAUCAUUUAAACCGCAGUGAGAACAUUUUUUUUAUGCAGAUUUUCCCAUAUUUUAUUGGUAAUCAAGGGGUUAAAUUAAUAGUAAAAUUAUCCAGUUUGGGGUGCUCUACUAAACCAUAGAUUGCAGAGAAUUGAAAAUAGAAUUGCAAAGUUUUAUUUGCAAUUGCAUUGCUUCUUGAAUAAUCAUCUCUAGUACCAUUAACUGUUUCUGAUUCUAACAGUACAUGAUGAAUUCACAUGCUCUAUGCACAUUAGGAUCUGUUUUAUGAAAAUGCAAUUUUAAAUUUCCAAAUUGAUUACUUCCUAAUUUGUUAGAGAUUAUAAAGAUACCCAGGUCUUUAAAAGAUUUUUGUAGCUUGACAGUUAGCCUAUGAUGCAUUUGGUAAGUUUGGACUCCAGAGCCAAUCUUUGCACAAGUAGUCUAACGCCCGCUUCAGAAGACAAAUUCCUGAAAAGGCUUUAGCUGGAGUGAAACAAUAAAAUAGUGAUUCUGUCUUAUUUGCUGCAAAUGACUGUGGUAGUGCAAACAUUAUAUGUCAAACCCCAUUGCAUUGUGAAAGAUUUCUGAGCUCUGAUGAGGUCUUGUUCUUCAUUCAAUACAGGUGCUUUAAGCAGAGAUGGUUCCUUUGGUCCUUCGCCUGUGAGUGGUGGUGCACCUUCCCCUCCCAUGAUGAUUGAGGGACCAGGCCGAUCGGCAUCUGCCAACCUCAGCAGAACAGAAUCUCUCAAAGGCGACACUAGUUAGUAAAAAUUCAGUUAUGCAUAGACUGUAAAUAUUUAUCUGCUUCCAAAAAGUGCAGAUGAUGGUGAACCUGUAAACUACACCAAAUUUUAGAGUUAAAAAAAAUGAAAAUGUGCUUUGCUACGUCUGUGAUUAGCGUGUGUAUCUUUACAUUAUUUUUAAAAAAAUAUUGGCUUGUCAGAAUAGAGCACUUGUCAAAGAAAGUGAUUUAGUCCUCCUUCACCUAGUACAUGCUAAACCGCACUCCGUUUUGGUAGACACGUUGUGUGUUUUUUUUUCUGACAGUCUGUCAGGAGUUGGUGGACUUAACUGCAUGUGACACAGCACAUUAAAACUCAGUGUAAAUAUGGCAUUGCAGGUUUUAUUCCCUUAUUAGGAUUUUAUUAAACCAUGAAUAGAUUUUAGUAAUUGCUUUACAGCUCCUGCUUUGGUCAGAUUUGUAUUGAGCUUCAAUCAGCAGCUCCCUCAUUGCCAAAAAUGCCAUGACGUCAUUUUAAAAGCAGUACAUUGUGCUAGCCAAAUUGCAAGCAUACAAAUAGACGAAAAGCUGUAUUCUGUGUAAUUGUUCACCUCUUUUGAUGUUUAGAAUUAUGAGUCCAGCAUAGCAGUAAAGUCUGCUAUGGUGUCCAAUGGUGCAAACCUGUGAACAUCUGCAUCACUGCCAUGUGAUCCAGAAGCGAUUCUUAGUUCACCUGUAGUAAUUUUGAAAGGUCCCUUGCAUGUGGUUUAGUCUUGAAGGGAUUACCACUGCCAUAUUUGUGUCGGUUGUGUUUUUAUAUGUUUGGUUUUUCUCUCCCUCCGUUCUCCCUUACCUCCCAAUGUACAAUGCGUUAGUGGUUGAGUGAAGCAUUACACAUUUCUAUUUUAAAAUUUUUUGUUUUUCGAAGGUGAAGUGGAUGCUCCUCCAACGUCCAGGCGCCCACCGCAUGAUAUGUCUGGCAGAACAUCUGCCCCAGGUAGUUUUCUUCAUAUGUACUGUAUGUCCAUUCAGCCUUGUAAUCUCUAUGUGGGUCAGUGCAUUUUAUCAAUGAAGAUCACCACAGCUAUUAAAGUAACAUUUCCUUUACUUACAAAAAAAAAAAGCCAAAAGUGAUAUCAGUCAGGGAGCUUGCUUAUCUCUGCGGCGAGAAGUAUUAACAUUCAGUUAAAAACUGCUAGAGGAAAUCUAGACCUAAUUCUGUCUAUGGUUUAAGUUGAUCGCUAUGAAAAGGAUCAAGCAAACUAUAGCCUCAAUUUACAUUUUUGAAUAAACUUUUCAAAUGAUCUUUUUGAUAAAUAUAAUUUAAAAAAAUAUAUUUUUAUAUAUGAUAUAUAUUUUUAUAUUGAUAUUUAGAAAAUGUUUAUUUUAAUGGUUCAUUCAAAUAUAUUAUAUCCUUUAAAAAGCUUAUCCAACAAUAUUAAAUUGAGGCCUAUAUGUUUGAUGAAGCCAAGUAGGAAUAAUGUGCAGCUUUAUAGCAUGUAACAGAGUACAGGACAGAAAAUCACCGUUGACCAUUUGCAAGUGAAUGUGCCAUGGUCCCUCCAGGCUUGCAGUGGCAAGUUACUUUUAAAGCCAGGCAAGUAGCCUAAGACUUAAAAUAAGAAGCCCUAGUGUGCAUUAUUGUGGGAUAUGCCAUCAUUAAAACUAACAUGUUUUUAAAUGAAGAGCCGUGUGUUGCGGUAUAAUGUUCAAUUGCUGGAUUUGUUCUUUUCUUUCGUGAUUAGGAACCCUAAGUGUAUUUGAUGACUUUUGCUUCAGUCAUUUUCAUCUCUCAUGGACUGUAGUAAUUAUGCUAACCCAAUGUGGAGUUUAUAUUUUAAAUUAACUUCAUAAUAAACUGAACUUGACUUGUGUAUAUGUUCUUUUUCUGUACAGUGGAGCUUGGUCACUCUGCUAAUGUUCUAAAUAGUGGCCCCAGGACAUCAUCACCCUCGAUGACUGUGGAUGGCAUGGUAGGUUGUAAUAAAGACAACUCUCAAAUGUCAUGUAAAGACAAAUUGCAUCUAUUUAUUUUUUUUGUACAUAAACAUGUUACAAUUAUUCUAUAUCCAUUCUUAAUCUCUUCAUGUAAAACAAAAAGCCAAAUGCACCUAAGGAGCCUGAGGCCUUCAGUACCUCUGCUAGUUCUCCACCUGAGGAAUCCAGAGAAGUGAGUAUUUAGUAACCGUAAAUGGAUCUGGGAUUUCACCUUUCGCUUCUGGUGGAGAAGACGUUAUACUAACCUUUCAUGCAUGCACUACUCAAAAACACUCUGCAUCCUUACCACAGAACAACACUAGAUCAUAUUACUCGCUUCAUGACACCACUGCAAACAACUGAUUCACAUCGAAGUCAUAAAGCAGAGAUUUCCUGACGUAGGAGGGGAAGUAGUUAGACAUUGGAGUAUCUUUGGUUAUGGAGGUAGCAGUUUCUUAUUGAAAGGCUUCAAGUGCUUAUCACGUACCAGUGAUGGCAGAAGAGUGAAAAAAAAAUAAAGUUUGUGUGUUUGUGUUUUUGUUUUCUCGUUCUGCUCUAAGCAUAGCCUAGUCUAUUUAUGGAAUAGUGAUACUUUCUCUUAAGACUGGACACCAUAGCUGCCGAAAAUGAAACAACAAUUUUGAGAAGCACAUUAAAAAAUAAUCCUGUUCUGGAUACAAUGAGAGAAUGUAUGAGUGGUGUAACGUAUUGGGCAGGGGACAAUCACCAUGGAAACCAUUGGAACCAGCAGCCAUAUUCCAUCCCUUUUAAAUUUUUGCACCACUUUGUAGAAACAAAACAAAACACUUGGAUACAUUUCCUCGUUGUUUUCUGCUUCAAAGGGUCAACACCCUUGUCUACCAUUUCAGAGAGGAAUUGAAUAGACCAUCUACAAUAUGUGUUUCCCAGAAUGAUACAUACAUAUACAAGAGAACUACACACUGCUUUUUAUUCACAUGAAAACUAUAAAGUAGAACCACAAACACACGUUAAAGGACCACUAUAGUGCCAGGAAAACAUACUCGUUUUCCUGGCACUAUAGUGCCCUGAGGGGGCCCCCACCCUCAGGGUCCCCUUCCCGCCUUGCUCUUGGGAGAGGAAGGGGUUAAACACUUACCUUUCUCCAGCGCCGGGCGGGGAGCUUUCCUCCUCCUCUCCUUCUUCCUAGCGACGUCAUCGGCUGAAUGCGCAUGCGCGGCAGGAGCCGCAUGCGCAUUCAGCCAGUCUCAUAGGAAAACAUUCAUAAUGCAUUCUUAUGGACGCUGGCGUCAGUGAGAAGCACGCAAGUGCCUCUAGCGGCUGUCAAUGAGACAGCCACUAGAGGCUUUAGAGGCUGGAUUAACCCUCAGUGUAAACAUAGCAGUUUCUCUGAAACUGCUAUGUUUAUUAAAAAAAAAAAAAAGGGGUUAACUCUAGCUAGACCAGGCACCCAGACCACUUCAUUAAGCUGAAGUGGUCUGGGUGCCUAUAAUGGACCUUUAAAGUAAAUCAUCUGCACAAGUGAUUUGUUUCAUUUUAAGUGAAUCAACAGCUCAACAAUUGUUGUAAUGCUUUUAAAAAAGGAUGGCAAGUCACGUGUGUCCAUUUACUUAUCUCCAAUGCAGGAAUAGAAUUUGAAACAAUGGAAAUAUGUAAUCCAUUUUGGUGAGGGUGGGGACUACUUCCUCACAAGUAUUACAUUGCUCAUUAUAGCUCUUUACCAGCCGUGCAACAGUUUGACAUUACGCAGGUGAUUUUGUUGUAGUCAUGCAUGAUCUCAUGGUGUGCAAGGAUGACUUGAAUAAUAGCAUUUCAAUAAGAUUAAGAAGAUGCAUGUCAGUCCUAUUUACUAACCACUUACAAGCUACAUGGUUAUGGAUUUUUCUAAACUUGCUCCACUGAUCGGUUUAACAGAUUUUUUACAAAGACAGAGUUUCUACAUACAUUGAAUUAACCACAAAUGUGAGUUAUUUGACCACACUGUGCACUGACACACAGGAUUUAAAACAUCUAUCCUACAAUCGGAAAAAGGUCUUGAUACUUUUUUAGAAAAAUACAGGGGGAAAAAAUGUCCAUUUUCUUCUCCUCCUUAGAUGUAAUACUUAACUAAGACCACACUACAGUUCUGUGAUACUGAUAAAGAGGGUUGUAUCUCACCUAAAAAGGAGUACUAUACAUUUUAUUUUGUCCGUUUUAUAAGUGUUCGCUUAGCAAGACAAAUUUCUAUGAACAUUCCAGAAAAAAAAAAAAAUGGUGAGUUCAUUCUAAACAACUGCAACACUAUUGCUUUGUGGAGAAAGACGGAAUAUUCUGUGAUAAAAUAGUUAAAGGGAUCCUAUAGUGCAUGAAUUACAAAGCCGUUUUCCUGGCACUAUAGGGUUAAUACGCCCCCUCUCAUGUGGAGCUGAAGGGGUUAAAACCCCCUUCAGGCCCUUACCUGAAUACAGCGCUGAUAUCCCUCGGCGCUGGGUCAGGCACCGCCCACACUCCAACGGCAGCUGGCAGGGGAGACUUAAUGCGCAUGAGUGGCAAUGGCUGUGCGCGCACGCAUUAGACCUCCCCAUUGGAAAGCAUUAUUCAAUGCUUUCCUAUGGGAACAUUCUGACGCUGAAGGUCCGUGAGGACGUCCAGCGUCAAAUAAUGGAUCCCCACUGGGGGUAGACUUAGAGCUGCAAUGUACACAUUGCAAUUCUCUGGAACUGGAAUGUUUAACAUUACAGCACUAAGUGGAAAAGGGUCACAGCACCCAGACUACUUCAAUUGGCUGAAGUGGUCUGGGUGCCUACAGUGUCCCUUUAACAUGGGGUGUAACAUACUGUUUAUCCAAGGUGCAGUCAGGUUGUUUGAAUGCCAUUUAGGGGUCAACAAAUAUUUUUUUUUCCCAUUUGACAGUUAUUCACUAAACUAAGGAUUCAAAGUAAAGGCCAAAGUAGGCAAACUGAAAGCAAUGCCUACGUAGAGAAUUUUUCCAGUUUACCUGUUUUGACCAUAAAGUUAAAAUUUUCCCUAUUGUUUGGAUCAGCAGUAGAAAGAGAGAUUUGGAAAAAAUAGACUUGAGUGUUGUGGGGUUUUUUUUUUUUUGGCGUGUAAUGCUAUACAAACAGCUGAAUAAGACAAAAUAAUGGAGUAUCGUUAUAAACCUCAGACACACCUGUGACAUUCCCUUAUGUAUCACUUUAUGGCUGUAAAGUGGUUUUGGUGCAUUGACCCUGUCCCUUUUCAGAGCAAUGGCAGUGUUUACAUUUCUGUCUAAAUCAUGCUUCUAGGGAUUGUAACAACUAGAGGCACGUCCUAAUUGAAGAUGUUUGAUUUAUUCUAUUUUUUUUUAUUAAAGGGGAGUGUCUGAAUCUAAAAUCAUAAAAGGAGCCCAUCUAACUUUUAUAUAUUUAUUUUUAAAGUUGGCGUGUUCCUUUUAACUAUACCUUUCUUUGAGUUUGUGAAAGAAAGGAUCCUCUAAUAUUCUUUACCAUUCAUGUGUUAUGUCAUGCUUAAGUUGUAAAUUUAAAGCACAGUUUACGUUGAGGCUGCGUGGGAUGCGUGCCCUAUUUGUAAAUACAGAUACAUCAGAAACAGAUGUAUAGCUGUGAAUUGUGCAUGUGAGCCUUUCAAUACAUGCUUUUGCUCUGUUUAUGGCUUGCCAUAGCUGCUGGGGUGACUCUUUUUUAUCAGUAAGCGUGCUUUGCAAUCCUUUAGUCAUGUUUUAUCUACAGAUUAUUCCUAAGCAUAAAUAUGUCAUCUCUAUAAAACUUGUCACAUCCAAUCACCAGCAGGCCCUCCCAAUGUCACGCUCUCCUAAAUUGAGCAGUUAGAAGUCUCUUUCAGGAGAAGAUGCAAUUGUCCAAAUGUGGGUGUUUUUUGUUUUUUGGUUUUUUUUUUAGCAUGUUUUCAGAUCAUAUUUUGUGGAUGUCCGUAAGGUGGGAAAUUCGUGUUCACUUUUAGAAAAGGUGACAUUCCAGUCUCAGCACAACAGUCAAUGUUGGACUUAAGCUCCCAGUUAUCUGCAAACCUCAUGGAGCAAUAGCUGGAAUUCCAACUUGGCCUUUAGUUAUUGAUCCCUUUAGAUCAGGGUUUAUAGCCCAGGGGUGGAUAGGUGUGUAGACCUGAAAGAUUCCACUAGCUGUUGAGGUGUGAAAGUUUAGCCUUGGAUAUGUUAUUGAGUUACCCAUGCCUUUUUACCCAUGCCUUUGUGGGGGCCAAGCUGAAAUAGUAUUGCAUUUACAGCCUUGUUGUUUUUUCCUUAUGUUAGUACUGAGUCCUGCUUUCCACAGGUUAGAAAUAAAUGAGUGAUAAAAUGUAUCCCUCGAAUCUUCUACUUAAUACAUCAGCUUCUAAGCAAAUAUGGGAAAAACAGUACAAAUGUUGUUUUUGAUUAUAUCAACAGCUUAUGCCAGGAAGCAAAGGCCCACCUUCAUUUCCAGGAACUCCGGUAAUGAACUCUCCAAUAUCACAGCCUCCUGGCCGUUUGAUUGGCCAGCCUCCUCCCAGAAUGCACUUUGGAGCUCGAUCACUGCCACCACAACAAAGUAUGUAAAAAGGAACAUUGUAUCUCUUCAUUAUAUAAUAUAUUGAUCCAGACAAGUUACUUUAAAAUUUGUUUAGUGUGUAGUACAUAUCAAACAAAGGUGUGUGUGUGUGUGUGUGUAUAUAUAUAUAUAUUAGGCUGUAUGCCUGGAGUUGUGGGAGGGAUUUCUUGCCAGCCUAUAUCUACCCCCUCCUGACGUUCUGUCUACGUUUUUUUAAUUAUUUUUAUUUUUUAAACAUCACUUUUAAUUAUUUAUAGUUAAAAUGAUAACUCUUAUUAUACGAAUACCACCACCAUAAUAAAAAACAAAAAAAGUUAUAUAAAUAAAAGGUAGUAAGCAGGAACACUGUAAGUAGUAUUGGGCAGUGAUAUCCAUUCUUUUGCUGCCACUAGAGUAUCUAUUAAUCUGUACCAGGGCGGAGCUAUGUAGUCUGUCUCUAUAGUGUACGAGGAAAAGGUCAUGGGUGAAAUUGAGAGAUAUGGUCCAGGUUACGAAAACACAUUAGCAGGAAAAUCUUUUUUUUUUUUUUAAAUGUAUUUUUAUUUUUGUCUGCUGAUCUUAUUAAAACAGGUGCACCACAGGGAACAUUCUGAAAUUAUUAAAUACUGUUUCAGUAAGGUAAACCUCUCCUUUGAGAUUCCAUCUAGAAUAAAAAUACUCAAUUUUUGCUUGCACAUCUUCUGUGGACUUAUUUAAUAAUUUUAUUUUUCUAGUUUUUGUUAAUGCUUUCCUAUAAAGGGUAAGUUAUGUUGUGCAUUCUUUUGCAGUGCAUAGUGAAUAAAAAAAAAAAAAAAACAGUCGACAUCAAUGGUGCGCUUGUGUUGGUGCACAUAAGAGAAACAUGUUUCUCUGGAGAUAUUUGGGUCAGUUCUUCAUCUUGCUCAAAACAGCUGUCUGACGCACCCUCCUGCACUAUACAGGAGAUUAAUCAGGCUCAAGAAUAUAUUUGCAAGUCUAUGUUCUUUACCACUCUGUGAGAGAACUUCAGAAAUUACACAGAUGGGCAAAUGGACCAUCAGUUCCAUUGCUAUUAAACAAUUGGCAUUGAAACCUAUUUUAACUGAUGCAUAUUGUGCAUGAUAUCCCCUUUUCAUGAGACAAAAACUGCAUGAACAAUAAUUAGAGCACUAAUAACCAGUCACAAUUGUAUUUCAUUUUUAUUCUGAGUGAUUUUCAAAUUUGCAGCAUUCUUGAUAUUUGAUGAUUAACACUUCGAACAAAUUUAAUUACAGGUGUUAUUGUAAAAGAACUUGCUGGUGAAGGGGUUACGUCCAUGUAGUAGAAACUCUGACACGUUAUAGUUUAUAUUUUUUUAAAUUUUAUGUUCCAUAAAAUUGUACUACAUAUGUAAAGUAGAAUUACACCUAAUCUCAAAUUUCAUAUGUAAAUUGGUUAUGCCGGCUAUGAUACUUUUUAUACUUAAAUGUGUACCAAUAAUAACAGUGACAUUUUUGUGUGCUUGAGAAUUUCAUAAAAGUUCUCAAAGACAUGCAUACCAGAUUUUUUCUUCUACUCUUUAGUAAAUAUUUUUUUUUUACAAUUUUUAUGUGAAAUACAUUUAUUUUUGGUUUGACAGGAGAUGCUUCCUCUUCAAGAAACAGAUUAAGGAAAUUAUAUUUCUAAUAUUUUAUUGUUUGUUUUGUUUUUUUUAGGGCAUGGUCCCCCACCAGCAAUGAGAGAAUUACCCCCAAUGCCUUUGGUUCCUCCUGAUCCUAGGUGCUUUGUCCGCGGACCACUUGGGCCUAGAGAAUAUCUUCCAGGUCCAAGCCCAUUUCAUGGUCCUAGGGAUUUUCCCAUGCCACCUCCAGGUGUAAGAGAUUUCCCACCUGGACCUCUUCCACCAGGGGCUCGUGACUUCCCACCAGGGCCCCCACCUCCUGGGGCUCGUGACUUCCCACCAGGACCCCCACCUCCUGGGGCUCGUGACUUCCCACCAGGACCACCACCUCCUGGGGCUCGUGACUUCCCACCAGGACCUCUACCCCCAGGUGCUCGAGACAUCCCACCAGGAGCACCACCAACAGUUCCUCGGGACUUCUUAACAAGACCACCAACUCCAGGUGCUCGGGACUUCCCCCCUGGAGUCAGAGAGUUCUUACCAGGACCUAGAGAGAUUCGACCAGGACUUCCACCUCCGGGAGCAAGGGACUUCCCACCAGGAUUACCCCCAUCUGGAGCAAGAGAAUAUUUACCAGGACCUCCUCAUCCUGGAGGUAGGGAAUUUCGAGCUGGGCCCCCUCCAUCUGUUUCUAGGGAAAACAUAUCAGGCCAUUUCCCUCCUCCUGGGGCAAGAGACUUCAUGCAAGGUCCCCCACCAGGGGGUGUGAGGCAUUUUCCACCAGGAUAUCAUCCUGGAUCCCUUCAAGGUCCUUCAGGACCAGAGCAGCGAUUUGUCCCACCAGGAUCCCAACAACCCACACAGACAGACAAUGAACCUAUUGAUAAUCAAAAAGUUUAGGAUAGUUGCAAAAAGAAAAGAAAAAAAGACAUUUAUCUUUGUGCAGUGGGGGAAAAAAAAAAAAAGCCUUCAGUUGUUUCAAAAUGGAUAAAACGUUACUGGUUUACAUUCAUUUCCGACUUUUUUUUUUUUUUUUUACAUGUCUUUAUUGCAAUAAAUAUUUUAUCUUCACUCCCCUCCAUAGUAAUUUUAAUGGGUAAUUAUUAAUUGAAAAUUUGCUUCAUAGAUAUUCAGGCCUUCUGAAACCCAGAUCAUUUUGCAAUUUGGAAAAGUGCAAUACAGAAAUCAUUUUUUGGAGGGGAUUUUUUUGUUUUGUUUUUGUUUUUUAUUUAAAAUAGUGUGAGUAACCAUUAUUUGUUUUAAAAAAAAAAAAAAAAAUGAAUGUUAUAAAUCUUUGAAAACAUUUCCUGUGGAAAUACAUUUUAUAAGAAUAACAUUAUUCUGAUUGCUUUUCCACACCCAGCUAGCGUAACAUGUUAUAUACCACUGGUUUACAUAGAAUAAAGAAUUGUUUUUAAACAUCUGGUACUAAAGAAAACAGGAUACAUAACCCUGUUGGAGAAUAGUAAUUAUAAUAAAGUAUGGAAAAUCUG